Coregonus sp. 'balchen' is the source of this 69499-nucleotide messenger RNA. NCBI's taxonomy places the organism in Eukaryota, Metazoa, Chordata, Actinopteri, Salmoniformes, Salmonidae. The record is from the annotation of a GenBank genome assembly.
AUGCACUACAGCAUAAGUAUAUCAUCACUUUUUGGCAUGCUUCAUUUGGGAGUGGAAAAGUGAUGGUUCCUUGUCCCAUUUCUUCAAACGCUCCGACACACAAACCCAGGUCUGGACUAGGUGGUCACAUUUCCCACCAACCCCUCAGUUUUCUGAGCUCACUGGGUCUGGGUCACAUGGUAAUAAUUGUGCUUGGCAGGUCUGCCAGUGCAUAACAGCUCACCCCAGUGGCUCUGAGUCUACCCCAUGUUAGGACCCUGCUUCUCCAUGCAUGACUGGCCACUCUCCUCCCCUGCCUGCCCUGACCACUCUCCUCCCCCGCCUGCCCUGCCACCCUCCUCCCCCGCCUGCCCUGCCACCCUCCUCCCCUGCCUGCCCUGCCACCCUCCUCCCCUGCCUGCCCUGCCACUCUCCUCCCCUGCCUGCCCUACCACUCUCCUCCCCUGCCUGCCCUACCACUCUCCUUCCCUGCCUGCCCUACCACUCUCCUCCCCUGCCUGCCCUGCCACCCUCCUCCCCUGCCUGCCCUACCACUCUCCUCCCCUGCCUGCCCUACCACUCUCCUCCCCUGCCUGCCCUACCACCCUCCUCCCCUGCCUGCCCUACCCACUCUCCUCCCCUGCCUGCCCUGCCACCUCCUCCCCUGCCUGCCCUGCCACCCUCCUCCCCUGCCUGCCCUGCCACCCUCCUACCCCUGCCUUCCCUACACCCUCCUCCUCCCCUUCCUCCCCCCGCCUGCCUACCACCCUCCUCCCCCUGCUGCCCUACCACCCUCCUCCCCUGCCUGCCCUACCACCCUCCUCCCCUGCCUGCCCUACCACCCUCUCCCCUGCCUGCCCCUACCACCCUCCUCCCCUGCCUGCCCUACCACCCUCCUCCCCGCCUGCCCUACCACCCUCCUUCAUGGUGCCGCUUGCUUGGUGGUGCCCCUUGCUUAGUGGUGUUGCAGACUCUGGGGCCUUUCAGAACAGGUGUGUGUGUAAUAUACUGAGAUCAUGUGACAGAUCAUGUGACACUUAGAUUUCACACAGGUGGACAUUGAUUUUAACUAAUUAUGUGACCUUCUGAAGGUUAAUUGGUUGCACCAGAUCUUAUUUAGGGGCUUCAUAGCAAAGGGGGUAAAUACAUAUGCACGAACCACUUUUGCGUUAUUUAUUUAUUUGAAUUUUUUUGAAACAAGUUAUUUUUUUCAUUCCGCUUCACCAAUUUGGACUAUUUUGUGUAUGUCCAUUACAUGAAAUGCAAAUAAAAAUCCAUUUAAAUUACAGGUUGUAAUGCAACAAAAUAGGAAAAUCGCCAAGGGGGAUGAAUACUUUUGUAAGGCAUUAUAUAUAUAUAUAUAUAUAUAUAUAUAUAUACGUUUGAUGGUGUUAAUUGGUUACAGUUGGGGACUAUCAGGUGUGAGCUGAGAGCUUGGCUACCCAUCCCUAACCCAUCCCUAACCCUUACCUAACCCAUCCCUAACCCAUCCCCUAUCUAACUUCAUGCCAGGUGCUUCCCUAAAGCACCUGCUAUUGACUGCUGUGCUACAAAUAAAGCGUACAGUAAAACUGGACUGACAAAUGAAACGGGAUGUAUUACUACUAGUAAGGAUCCUCUUCCAGGGAAAACAAUAUAACUUAAUAAGAAAUCCCUUCCCUUCACUAUCGCAAUCUGACUGUGCGUGUGUGAUUCCAGUAAUCUGUGUGGCGGUUUCUCCCUUAAAGAUAACACAAGCCCUUGCAUUCUUCAGGGCAGGCUGAUAUUGAGGAGUGUCUGCUUGCAGCCUGUAGUCUCCACCUCUCUCUUGUUGUGGUGGGUCAUGGAAUUUAGAAAGACGGUUAUUUGUCAGCCAAAUGACCACGGUCACCGUUGUAAUUGUUCGAAUAGCAAACGUUUUGUAAAAAAGAGUUUAUCCUCCGUCUCCUGUGUUGGUUAGCCAGUGUGGCCUGUUUUGGUAAGACAUUGUGAGGCAUGUAUUUUAUGAUACUCAUUUGCUACAACACCUUUGAUGAAACGAGGGGCAACAAAGUUUCAUCACGUUGUUAAGAGUCUAUGUUACAGCGGAAACAGACUCAACUUGACUUGUCUGAAUGCCAAGCGGUCUUCCGUCAGCUGUUCGGUCCACAGCACAACAUUCUAGAACUGGGUCGUUUUGUCUCGUUAUAUUGGCUGUUCUAUGUGGACCAGGCUUUAACUUUGGUGCUUUUGGGGGGAAAGUUUGUUGACUUUAAUAUGUACAACUUUUUAAAAAUAAAAAUAUGUAUUAAAGCGGUUAAUGAGUUUUAUUUUAAUGACGGUUAUUUUAUUUUAAUGACUGUCUUCAUCCAUAAUUGUCAAUUGACACUAUUAUACAAUUACCGUGCCAGCCUUAGUGGUUGCUCCUGUCUCGAGACGGUACAGACUGUCUGUACACACACCAUUGAGUCAGUUGGUCAUUAGUGUUGAGCGAUUUAACCAACAUUUCGGUUAUUUUAUUAUUUGACCAAUGUAGGUUCAAUUAUUUGAAUUCCAUUUCAUUCGUUUUUUUCUUCUUCUGUGAGCUCAAUAAGCACAUUGCACAUUUUCUGGAGAGAUAAAUCGGAUGAAGCCCGAGCUAUGCAAUGUAGUCGGGAGUUAUAGUUUCCAACAGGCCAAUUUUCUACGUAGUUUAGUGCAGAAAAUGUGGUAUUUAACUACAAUGACCAUAAUCCAUUGCGCGCCUACUUGUCCGUCUGUUUCUUUGACACCUAUUACAUAAAAGAGACCGAAGAACGCAUGAGAGGGAAACAGAGCAGUUGCUUCGCGAGGCAUCUACCUGAAAAUACAUGAUCUAAGUGAUUGAUAGCCUAGUUGGUAUUCAGCAAUCAUAAAAGUAUGCCUUAUUUACUUUGAAUAACUACUAAGAUUGUGAUUUUGUCAGACAGCAUAGGCAGCAGCUCUGUAGAGAUGAUGACUUAGAAUUAAAUAGUCAUAAAACAAAUAUAAUAUACACAACUAUACAAAAAAAUAUAAAGUAACUAGGCAACAGGAUAGAUAAUAGACAGUAGCAGCAGUAUACUGUAGGUAGGGGUUAAGAUUGACUAAGACAACAGGAUAGAUAUAUAGACAGUAGCAGCUCAGUAGUACUGUAGGUAGGGGUAAAGUUGACUAGACCAACAGGUAUAGGAUAAUAGACAGUAGCAGCAGUAUACUGUAGGUAGGGUAAAGUGACUAGGACAACAGGAUAGAUAAUAGACAGUAGUCAGCAGUAUACUGUAGGUAGGGGUAAAGUGACUAGACAAACAUGGCUAGGAUAAUAUGACAGUAGCAGCAGUAUACUGUAGGUUAGGGUGUAAAGGUAGACUAAACACCGGAUCGGAUAAUAGACAGUGCAGCAUAUAUUGUAGGUAGGGGUAAAGUGACUAGACAACAGGAUAGAUAAUAGACAGUAGCAGCAGUAUACUGUAUGGUAGGGGUUAAAGUGACUAGACAACAGGAUGAUAAUGACAGUGAGCAGCAGUAUACUGUAGGUAGGGGUAAAGUACUGACAACAGGAUAGAUAAUAGACAGUAGCAGCAGUAUACUGUAGGUAGGGGUAAAGUGACUAGACAACAGGAUAUGAUAAUAGACAGUAGCAGCAGUAUACUGUAGGUAGGGGUAAAGUGACUAGACAACAGGAUAGAUAAUAGACAGCAGCAGUAUACUGUAGGGAGGGGUAAAGUGACUAGACAACAGGAUAGAUAAUAGACGUAGCACAGUAUACUGUAGGUAGGGGUUAAAGUGACUAGAAUAAUUCAGACAGUAGCAGCAGUAUAGUAGGUAGGGGUAAGUGAAUAGAAACAGGACUAGAAAGAAGACAGAUAGCAGUAUACGUAGGUAGGGGUUAAAGCGGAAUAGACCAAACAGGAUAGAUAAUAGACAGUAGCAGUAGUAUACUGUGAGGUAGGGGUUGAAAGUGGCUAGGCAAACAGGAGAGAUAAUAGACAGUAGCAGCAGUUAUAUGUAGGUAGGGUUAAAGUAACUAUGAACAGGAUAGAUAAUAGACCAGUAGCAGCAGUAUACUGUAGGUAGGGGUUAAAGUGACUAGGCAAACAGGAUAGAUAAUAGAAAGUAGCAGCAGUAUACUGUAGGUAGGGGUAAGGACUAGGCAACAGGAUUAGAUAAUAGACAGUAGCAGCAGAUAUAUGUAGGUAGGGUAAAGUAACCGAGGCACAAGGAUAGAUAAUUAGACAGUAGCAGCAGUAUACUGUAGGUAGGGCGGUAAAGUGAUCUAGGACAAACAGGAUAGAUUAAUCGACCGUCGCAGGAGUAUACUGUAGGAGGGUUUUAAAGUGACUAGGCAACAUGAUAGAUAAUAGAACAGUAGCAGGCAGUAUAUGUAGGGUAGGGAAAGUGAACUAGACAACGGGAUAGAUAAUAGACAGUAGCAGUAUACGGUAGGUUAGGGUAAUAGUGACUAGGCAACAGGAUAGAUUAAUAGACAGUAGCAGCAGUAUACUGUAGGACGUUUAGGGGUAAAGUUGGACAGACAACAGGAUAGAUAAUAGACAGUAGCGCCGUAUUACUGUAGGAGGGGUAAAGUGACUAGACAACAGGAUUAGAUAAUAGACAGUAGCAGCAGUAUAUGGUAGGUAGGGGUUAAAGUGACUAGGCAACAGGAUAGUAAUAGACAGUAAGAAGCAGUAUUUAUGUGAGGUAGGGGUAAAGUGACUAGACAACAGGAUAGAUAAUAGACAGUAGCAGCAGUGAUACUGUAGGUAGGGGUUUUUGGUAAAGUGGGACUAGACAAAACAGGAUAGAUAAUAGGACAGUAGCAGCGUAUAGGAGGUAGGGGUUGUAAAGUGACUAGGCAACAGGAUAGAUAAUAGACAGUAGCAGCAGUAUACGUAGGUAGGGGUGAAGUGAUAGGCGGAAUCAGGAUAGAUAAUAGACAGGUAGCACGUAACUGUAGGUAGGGGUAAAGUGACUAGGCAAACAGGAUAGAUAAUAGACGUUAGCAGUAUACUGAGGUAGGGGUAAAGUGCAUAGGCAAAACAGGAGGAUAAUGCGCAGCAGCAGGAUACUGAAGGUAGGGGUUUAAAGGGGGAAUAGUCAACAGGAUGAGAUAAUAGAAGUAGCAGCAGUUUAUUACUUAGGUAGGGGUAAAGGGGACUAGUUCAACAGGAUAGAUAAUAGACCAGGAGCAGCAGUAUUACUGUAGGUAGGGGUUUAAGUGACUAGACACAGGAUUAGAUAAUAGACAGUAGCAGCAGUUAUAAUGUAAGGUAGGGGGUUAAAGUGACUAAGAUAAUAGACAGUAAGCAACAUAUAAUGUAGGUGAGGGGUGUAAAGUGACUAGGCAACAGGAUAGAUAUAGACAGUGCAAGCAGUAUACUAGGUAGUGGGGUAAGUGACUAGACCAACAGGAUAGAUAAUCGACGGUAGCAGCAGUAGAUGUAGGUAGGGGUUAAAGUGGAUAGACAAACAGGAUUAGAUAAUAGACGUAGCAAGCCAGUAUACUGUUAGUUAGGGGUUAAAGUGAUAGAUAAUAGACAGUAGCAAGCAGUAUACUGUAGGUAGGGGGAAAAGUGCCUAGGCAAAAGGAUAGAUCAUAGAACAGUAGCAGCAGUAUAACUGUAGGUAGGGUUAAAGUGACUAGACAACGGAUAGAUUAAUAGACAAGUAGCAGCAGGAUACUGUAGGAAGGGUGAAGUGACAGGCAACAGGAAUAGAUCAAUAGACAGUAGAAGCAGUAUACUGUUAGGUAGUGGGAAAGACUAGGCAACAGGCUAGAUAAUAGACAGUAGCAGCCAGGCUAUACCUGUAGGAGUGGUAAAGGACUAGGCACAGGGAUAGAUAAUAGAUAAUAGUAGCAGCGUAUUACUGUAGGUAGGGGGUUUAAAGUGACUAGCAACAGGAUAGAUAAUAGACAGUAGCAGCAGUAAUGUAAGGUCGGGGUAAAGUGACUAGACAACAAAGGAUAGAUAAUUAGACAGCAGAAGUAUAUUGAGGUAGGGGUAAAUUUUAAAGUGACUAGUCAAACAGGAUAGAUAAUAGACAGUAGCAGCAGUUAUUGGAGUAGGGGUAAAUAAAUGAAUAGGCAACAGGAUUAGAUAAUAGACGUAGCAGCACGUAUACUGUAGGUAGGGUAAAAGUGACUAAGACAACAGGAUAGAUGAAUAGACAGUAAGCAGCAGUAUAUUGUAGGUAUGGGGUUUAAAGGGACUAGGACAACAGGAUAGAUAAUAGACAGUAGCAGAGUAUAUACGUAGGGAGGGUAAAGUGACUAGACACACGAGGAUAGAUAAUAGCCGUCGCAGCAUAUCUUGUAGGUAGGGGUAAGUGAAUAGGACAAGAGGAUAAGAUAAUAGACAGUAGCAGCAGCAGAUAAUGUAGGAUAGGGGUAAAGUAACUAGGCAACAGGAUAAUUAAUAGCAAGUAGCAGCAGUAUUACUGUAGGUAGGGGGUAUACGGAUAGACAAACAGGAUAGCAUAAUAGACAGUAGCAGAAGUAUAUUGUAGGUAGGGGUUAAGUUGACUAGACAAAGGAUAGAUAAUAGACAGUAGCAGCAGUAUUUACUGUAGGUAGGGGUCAAGGUGACUAAUAAUAGGACAGUAGCGCAGGAUACUGUAGGUAGGGGUAAAGUGACUAGACAGGAUAGAAAUAGACAGUGUAGCAGCAGUCUAUGUGUAGGUAGGGGUAAAGUGACUAGACAAAAGGAUAGAUAAUAGACAGUAGCAGCAGUAUACGUGGAGGUAGGGGUAAAGUAAACUAGGCAACAGGAUAGCUAAUAGGACCAGUAGAAGCAGUAUACUGAGGUAGGGGUAAAUUGACUAGACAACAGGAUAGAUAAUAGACAGUAGCAGCAGUAUAUGUAGGUAGGGGUUUUUUAAAGGAUCUAGACAAAACAGGAUAGAUAAAGACCGAGCGCAGUAAGUAGGUAGGUGUAAAGGCCUAGAUAAUAGACAGUAGCAACAGUAUACUGUAGGAAGGGGGAAGCAGCAGUGACUAGUCAACAGGAUAGAUAAUAGACAGUAGCAGCAGUAUACGGUAGGUAGGGUAACGUGAUAGGCAACAGGGCUCGAUAAUAGACAGUAGCAGAAGUAUACGGUAGGUAGGGGUAAAGUAAAUAGGCAAACCAGGAGAGAUAAUAGACAGUAGCGCAGUAUAUGUAGGUAGGGGUAAAGUAACUAGGCAACAGGAUAGAUAAUAGGGGAAAAACCCAAAGGUAGCAGCAGUAUACUGUAGGUAGGGGUGUUAAAGUGAACUCGUCAACAGGAUAGAUAAAUAGACAGUAAGCAUGCAGUAUACUGUAGGUAGGUGGUUAAGUGACUAGACAACAGGAUAGAUAAUAGACAGUAUAGCAGGCCGAUACUGUAGGGUAGGGGGUAAAGUGACUAGACACAGGAUAGAUAAUAGACAGUAGCAGCAGUAUACUGUAGGUAGGGGUAAAGUGACUAGGCAACAGGAAAGAUAAUAGAUCAGAGCAGCAAGUAACUGUAGGGUAGGGGUAACCUUAAAGUGACUAGACAACAGGAAGAUAAUAGACAGUGCAGCAGUAUAUGUAGGGAAGGUGUGAAGUGACGUAGAACAACAGGAUAGAUAAUAGACAGUAUGUCAGCAGUUAUACUGUAGGUAGGGGAUAAAGUGAAUAGACAACGGAUAGAUAAUAGGACAGUAUAGCAGCCAGUAUACUGUAGGUAGGGAUAAAGUGAACUAGGCGACGGAUAUAUAAUAGACAGUAACAAGCAGUAUUACUGUAGGUAGGGGUAACGAGGACUAGGAAACAGGAUAGAUAAUAGACAGUAGCAGCAGUAUACUGUGGUCGGGGGGUAAAAGUGACUAGACAACAGGAAUAGAUCAUAGACAGUAGCAGCAGUAUACUGUAGGUGGGGUAAAGUGACUAGGCCAAACAGGAUAGAUAUAGUCAGUAGCAGCAGUAUACUUAGGUAGGGGUAAAGUGACUAGACAACAGGAUAGCAUAUAAGACAGUAGCAGAAGUUAGCUGUAGGUAGGGGUAAAGGAGCUAGGACAACAGGAUAGAUAAAGAGACAGCAGCAGCAGUAUCUGUAGGUAGGGGUGGGUAAAGUGACUAGACAAAACAGGAUAAGUAUAGACAUAGGCAGCAGUAUACUGUGGUAGGGUUCAAAGUGCUAGACAACAGGAUAGAUAAUAGACAGUAGCAGCAGUAUACGUAGGUAGGGGUAAUAGUGACAGAAAACAGGAUAUAGAUAAUUAGACAGUAGCAGCAGUAUUACUGUAGGUAGGGGGUUGAAUGGUAAAGGACUAGACAAAGGAGUAGAUAUAGCAGUAGCCUGCAGUCAUUACUGUAGGUAGGGGUUGGUAAUUAUAAAGUGACUAAUGGCAAACAGCUAGAUUAAUGACAUAGCUGCAGUAUAUGUAGGUAGGGUCAAAGUGACUAGGACAACAGGAUAGAUAAUAGGGAACAGCCAGCAGUUACUGUAGGUAGGGAUAAAGUUGACUAGGCGACAGGAUAGAUAAUAGACAGUAGGCAGCAGUAACUGUAGGUAGGGGUAAAGUGGACUAGGACAAAACAGGCUAGAUAAUAGACAGUUAGCAGCAGAUACUGUAGGUAGGGGUAACGUGAACUAGGCAACAGGAUAGAUAAUAGACAGUAGCAGCAGAUACGGUAGGUUAGGGGGUAAAGUGACUAGAUAAUAGACAGCAGAAGCAGUAUCCUGUAGGGAAGGUGACAGGGAUAGUCAACAGGAUAGAUAAUAGACAGUGUAGGCACAGUAUACUGUAGGUCAGGGUGCGUAAAGUGCCUAGGCAAAAGGAUAGAUAGUAGACAGUAGCUAGCAUUAUACUGUAGUCGGGCGGUUAAGUGACUAGACAACAGGAUAGAUAAGAGACAGUAGCAGCAGUUAUCUGAGGGAAAGGGUGAAGUGACUAGACAACAGGAUAGAAUUAUAGACAGUAGCAGCGAGAUAUACGGUAGGUAGGGGUAAAGUAAACUAGGCAACAGGAUAGAUAAUAGACGUUAGGCAGCAGUAUAUGUAGGUAGGGGAAAGGUGACUAGGCAAACAGGAUAGAUAAUAGCACAGUAGCCAGCAGGAUACUGUAGGUAGGGUAAUUGAACUAGGAACAAGGAUAGAUAAUAGACCAGUAGCAGCGUAUACUGUAGGUAGGGGUAGCGUUAAGUAACUAGGCAACAGGUAGUAAUAGACAGUAGCAGCAGUAUACGGUAGGUAGGGGUGGUAAAGUGGCCUAGUCAAAGGAUAGAUAUAGACAAGUUAGCAGCCAGGAGUAUACUGUAGGUAGGGGUAAAGGACUAGAACAAAGGGAUAGAUAAGAGACAAGUACAGCAGAUACUGUAGGUAGGGGUAAAGUGACUAGAGACAACAGGAUAGAUCUAGACAGUUAGCACGCAGUAAUACGUAGGUAGGGGUAAAGUGACUAGGCACCAGGAUCGUAAUAGAAAGUAGCAAGCAGUCUACUCUAGGUAGGGGUAGGUUUAAAGUGACUAGACACAGGAUCAGAUAAUAGACAGUAGCAGCAGUAUACUGUAGGAAGGGUGAGGUGACUCGACAACAGAGAGAUAAUGACAUAGCAGCAGUAUACUGUUAAGGUAGCACGGAUUAAAGUGACUCAAGGACACAGGAUAGAAAUAGACAGGUAGCAGCAGUAGUACUGUAGGGAGGGAUAAAGUGAUUCUAGGCGACAGGAGAGAUAACUAGACAGUAACCCAGCAGUAUACGUAGGUAGGGGUACAAGGGAACUGGACAACAGCUAGACUAAUAGACCAGUAGUCAGCAGUAUACUGUAAGUUGGUAGGGGGUAAAAGUGACUAGACGAAAGGAUAGUAACUAGACCGUUAGCAGCGUAUACUGUAGGUAGGGGUAAAGUGACUAGCAACAGUGAUAGAUAAUUAGACACGUGCAAGCGAUACUGUAUGUAGGGGUAAAGUGACUAGACAAACAGGAUAGACAUCGACCGUAGCAGCAGUAUACUGUAGGUAGGGGUAAAGGGACGAGACCCGGAUAGAUAAUAGACGCAGCAGCAAGUAUACUGAGGUAGGGGUAAGGGACUAGAAAACAGGGUUAGAUUAAUAGACAGUCGCAGCAGUAUACUGUAGGUAGGGGGUUUAAAGUGACUAGCCAACAGGAUAGAUAAUAGACAGUAGCAGCAGUGAUACUGUAGGAGGGGUACAGUGACUCGACACAGGAUAGAUAUAGACAGUAGCAGCAGUAUAUGUAGGUGGGGUCCAGUGGGACGACCACCCAGUUGUCUUAGAUAAUCUCACGCACAGGUAGGGUUAGCACUAGUUCCAGCUACCACGGUAGGUGCGUCUCAAGUUGGGAUCUUGUCACACGUGGAUGCGCUAAUAGACCACCCCUCCAGUCAGAUCGCUUAGCUCUACUGAUCGCAAGCCGUACCAGUGACUCCCGCCACCCACGUCUCCAGCUCAUCGAAGUCCUUGCAUAUGUCAUCGUACCCUUGUCAUGUUUAGGCUUUAUUAUAGUGAUAGCGCACGACUCCCAAGGCUUUAGCCACACAUAGCACAACGUUCUUUUAGCCAGUUUAUACCGCUCAGGUAUGUGCUCCCGGGAUGUGAUCGUAUCAUUCUCGGCUAGAUAAAGGACUCUAGACGCAGCAUAUGUUCUCUAUCUCAUAUGUGUAGGCGCCACGUGCACAGCGCAUAACAGCGAUAACUAUAGACCUCUAGCUGAUGAUAUGUUCACUAAUCGCAUGCCCUGUUUGUUGCACAUCCUAGCAGUGUGUAUGUCUGAUGUAUAGAGGUGAUGUAGGUCCCGCACGCACACAGCCCCCCCAUACCUACAUGAGUAGGGAAGGGUUGAAGUGACUAAGCAACCGGCUAGCACUAGAGGACAGAUUCCUUACUUCCCCAGUUUCAAGCAAAGCAGCUAUACAUGGACGUGUUAGGGGUAACAGUCCCGCUCAACGGCAAAACAGGCAAUAGAUAUGUAUAGAACUGUUAGCAGCUAGUAUACUGCAGGUAGGGGAAAGUGGGGCUAGGACAACAGGAUAGAUAAUAGACAGUAGCAGACCGUAUACUGUAGGGAAGGGGUAGGUGUGAAGUGAUAACAACAGGAUAGAUAAUAGACAGUAGCAGCAGUUACUGUAGGUAGGGGUAAAGUAACAGGCAAACAGGAUAGAUAUAGACGUAGAGCGUAUACGGCGAGGUAGGGGUUUAAAAGUGACUAGGAAACAGGAUAGAUAAUAGACAGUAGCAGCAGUAUACUGUAGGUAGGAGGUUCAAAGUGACUAGCUAAUAGACAGUAGCAACAUGUAUACUGUCGGGAAGGGUGAAAGUGACUAGACAACAGGAUAGAUAAUAGAACAGUAGCCGCAGUAUACUGUAGGUAGGGGUAAAGUGACUAGGCAACAGGAUCGAUAAUAGACAUAGCAGCGGAUAUUGUAGGUAAGGGGUAUACAGUGACUAGACAACAGGAUAGAUAAUAGGACAGUAGCAGCAGUAUAUUGUAGGUAGGGGUUGAAGUGACUGGACAACAGGAUAGAUAAUAGACAGUAGCAGCAGUAUCUUGUAGGUAGGGGUUAAAGUGAAUAGACAACAGGUAGGAUCAUAGCCAGCAGCAGUAUUCUUGUAGGGUAGGGGUAAAGUGACUAGUCAACAGGAAUAGAUAAUAGGACCGUAGCAGCAGUCUAUGUAGGUAGGGGUAAAGUGACUAGGCAACAGGAUAGAUAAUAGACAGUAGCAGCCAGUAUACUGUAGGGGUAGGGGUAAGUGACUAGAAAACAGGAUAGAUAAUAGACAGUAGCACACGCAGUAUAUUGUAGGUAGGGGGUAAAGUGACUAGACAACAGGAUAAUAAUAGACAGUAGCAGCAGUAUUAUUGUCGGUAGGUGGUAAAGUGACUAGGACAACAGGAUAGAUAAUAGGACCGUUAGCAGGCAGUAUAUUGUAGUAGGGGUAAAGUGACUAGAUAAUAGACAGUAGCAGCAGUAUACUGUAGGUAGGGGUAAAGUGGACUAGACAACAGGAUAGAUAAUAGACAGUAGCAGCAGUAUACUGUAGGUAGGGGUAAAGUGACUAGGCAACAGGAUAGAUAAUAGACAGUAGCAGCAGUAUACUGUAGGUAGGGGUAAAGUGACUAGACAACAGGAUAGAUAAUAGACAGUAGCAGCAGUAUAUUGUAGGUAGGGGUAAAGUGACUAGGACAACAGGAUACGUAAUAGACAGUGCAGCAGUAUAGUAGGUAGGGGUAAAGUAACUAGGCAACAGGAUAGAUAAAAGACAGUAGCAGCAGUAUACUGUAGGUAGGGGUAAAGUGACUAGACAACAGGAUAGAUAAUAGACAGUAGCAGCAGUAUACUGUAGGUAGGGGUAAAGUGACUAGACAACAGGAUAGAUAAUAGACAGUAGCAGCAGUAUACUGUAGGUAGGGGUAAAGUGACUAGAUAAUAGACAGUAGCAACAGUAUACUGUAGGGAAGGGUGAAGUGACUAGUCAACAGGAUAGAUAAUAGACAGUAGCAGCAGUAUACUGUAGGUAGGGGUAAAGUGACUAGGCAACAGGAUAGAUAAUAGACAGUAGCAGCAGUAUACUGUAGGUAGGGGUAAAGUGACUAGAUAAUAGACAGUAGCAACAGUAUACUGUAGGGAAGGGUGAAGUGACUAGUCAACAGGAUAGAUAAUAGACAGUAGCAGCAGUAUACUGUAGGUAGGGGUAAAGGGACUAGAUAAUAGACAGUAGCAACAGUGUAUGUGUUGAGUGUGAAAGUGUGUGUGGCGUCCAGUAUGUACACUACCGGUCAAAAGUUUUAGAACACCUACUCAUUCAAGGGUUUUUCUUUAUUUUUACUAUUUUCUACAUUGUGGAAUAAUAGUGAAGACAUCAACACUAUGAAAUAACACAUGGAAUCAUGUAGAAACCAAAAAUGUGUUUUAUAUUUUAUAUUUGAGAUUCUUCAAAUAGCCACCCUUUGCCUUGAUGACAGCUUUGCACACUCUUGGCAUUCUCUCAACCAGCUUCACCUGGAAUGCUUUUCCAACAGUCUUGAAGGAGUUCCCACAUAUGCUGAGCACUUGUUGGCUGCUUUUCCAUCACUCUGCUGUUCGACUCAAAACCAUCUCAAUAGGGUUGAGGUCGGGGGAUUGUGGAGGCCAGGUCAUCUGAUGCAGCACUCCAUCACUCUCCUUCUUGGUAAAAUAGCCCUUACACAGCCUGGAGGUGUGUUGGGUCAUUGUCCUGUUGAAAAACAAAUGAUAGUCCCACUAAGCCCAAACCAGAUGGGAUGGCGUAUCGCUGCAGAAUGCUGUGGUAGCCAUGCUGGUUAAGUGUGCCUUGAAUUCUAAAUAAAUCACCGACUGUCACCAGCAAAGCAGCCACACACCAUAACACCUCCUCCAUGCUUUACGGUGGGAACUUCACAUGCGGAGAUCAUCCGUGCACCCACACCGCAUCUCACAAAGAAACUGUGGUUCGAACCAAAAAUCUCCAAUUUGGACUCCAGACCAAAGGACACAUUUCCACCGGUCUAAUGUCCAUUGCUCGUGUUUCUUGGCCCAAGCAGGUCUCUUCUUAUUAUUGGUUUCCUCUAGUAGUGGUUUCUUUGCAGAAAUUCGACCAUGAAGGCCUGAUUCACACAGUCCCCUCUGAACAGUUGAUGUUGAGAUGUGUCUGUGACUUGAACUCUGUGAAGCAUUUAUUUGGGCUGCAAUUUCUGAGGCUGGUAACUCUAAUGAACUUAUCCUCUGCAGCAGAGGUAACUCUGGGUCUUCCAUUCCUGUGGCGGCCCUCAUGAGAACCAAUUUCAUCAUAGCGCUUGAUGGAUGGUUUUUGCGACUGCACUUGAAGAAACUUUCAAAGUUCUUGAAAUGUUCUGUAUUGACUGACCUUCAUGUCUUAAAGUAAUGAUGGACUGUUGUUUCUCUUUGCUUAUUUGAGAUGUUCUUGCCAUAAUAUGGACCAUCUUCUGUAUACCCCCCUGUAUACAACACAACUGAUUGGCUCAAACACAUUAAGAAGGAAAUAAAUUCCACAAAUUAACUUUUAACAAGGCACACCUGUUAAUUGAAAUGCAUUCCAGGUGACUACCUCAUGAAGCUGGUUGAGAGAAUGCCAAGAGUGUGCAAAGCUGUCAUCAAGGCAAAUGGUGGCUAUUUGAAGAAUCUCAAAUAUAAAAUAUAAAACAAAUUUUUGGUUACUACAUGAUUCCAUGUGUGUUAUUUCAUAGUUUUGAUGUCUCUACUAUUAUUCUACAAUGUAAAAAAUUGUAAAAUAAAGAAAAACCCUUGAAUGAGUAGGCGUGUCCAAACUUUUGACUGGUAGUGUGUGUGUGUGGGUUGGUAGAGUCCAGUGUGUGUGGAUAGAGUCGGUGCAAGAUAGUUGGAGUAAAAAAGGGUCAAUGCAGGUAGUCCGGGUAGCCAUUUGAUUAGCUAUUUAGCGCUCUUGUUUAGAAGUCUUAUGGCUUUGGGGUAGAAGCUGUUGAGGGUCCUGUUGGUUCCAGACUUGGUGCGCUGGCUGGCUGGUCAGUGUUGGCUCACUAUCGGCCCCUCGCCACACCAUUACUGAAUCAUUCUUGCUGUCCCCCUCUGCCAGGCCUUUUCAGCAGCAGAGUACCCUGGUACUCACUCAGCCGUUGCCAAACACAGACCGAACUAAACCCUGAUGGGUCAACUCUGAAAUGUGCUACUUUUCUAAUGUGUGUGCUGAGAUAUUUUAGAACUCUUUUUUAUUUUUAUUUUUUACAAAAACAAGCAAACCAACAGACGUUACACAUUUAUCCCAACCCGCAACCCACCCACAGGACCUGCUUUAUUUAUUUUUUUACGUAGUAUUACAUGGCAGAAAUACAGUUUGAUAUGCACAUUACACACAAAAUGGUACUCAGACAUAUCUGUUAUACAUGAUUGAUAUAUGGUAUUUUUGGUCCUAACUAUCACAGAUCAUGCAUGAGUUUUUAAUCCCACUGCUAAACUACUCUCAGCCCAUCCCACCCAGCUCCGUAGACUGCCCUCUCUUGGUUUCCAUGUGCCAUGUAUAUUUUUUUAACAGUGCAGGGAUGUCUUACAUUAAUUCUGAACGCAUCUAAUCUCGUAGUGUCCACAGAUUGUAAAUUAAAGUGGAAUAUUUUUGCUAAGAGUAUUGUUAAUUGAUUGACUAUGGCUUUCCCAAUUGCCCAACAGUGCUAUUUUUGUAGGCUUAGUUAAGUGAAUAUUGUGAUUUUUCUGCCUAUCCUGGGACGAGAAACAAGCUACAAUGCAUUGGGAAAGUAUUCAGACCCUUUCCCUUUCUGUUACGUUAGACUUAUUCUCAAAUUGAUUAAAUAAAAUAAUUUCCUCAUCAAUCUACACACAAUAAAUACCCCAUAAUGACAUAGUGCAAAAACAGGUUUUUGGACUCUCAAACCAUUACAUUUUAGUCAUUUAGCAGACGCUCUUAUCCAGACAAUCAGUGAGUGCAGAUUCUCUGGUCUGAUGAAACUAAGAUUGAACUCUUUGGCCUGAAUGCCAAGCGUCACAUCUGGAGGAAACCAGGCACUGCUCAUCACCUGGCCAAUACCAUCCCUACGGUGAAGCAUGGUGGUGGCAGCAUCAUGCUGUGGGGAUGUUUUUCAGAGGCAGGGACUGUAUACUGUGCUGUACCCUACUGUACUGUAAUGUACUGUGCUCUACUGUACUGGGUUCUACUGUACUGUAAUGUACUGUACUGUGUUCUACUGUACUGGGUUCUACUGUACUGGGUUCUACUGUACUGGGUUCUACUGUACUGGGUUCUACUGUACUGUGUUCUACUGUACUGUGUUCUACUGUACUGGGUUCUACUGUACUGUGUUCUACUGUACUGGGUUCUACUGUACUGGGUUCUACUGUACUGUGUUCUACUGUACUGGGUUCUACUGUACUGUGUUCUACUGUACUGUGUUCUACUGUACUGGGUUCUACUGUACUGUGCUCUACUGUGCUCCUGAUCUAGUGGUGAAAUUGUUAACUUGUCAUGGUCCCAACUCUCUGGGUCUGGAUCUUGGGACCAAUUUCCUGGUAUAAAUCAGUUAAUUAAAAAAUAAAACAAUUGUUAAUUUGGUAUGAAAAUAAUUUCGUUGUAAGUUAAUCAAAAUGAUCAGCACUGUGCAUGGUUCUCCCUUUUAUUGCUACUUUUUCAUUGUUUCGGCAGUGACAUUUAGUGGGGUGGUAAGGAAUCCAGGUACAUUUUUCAAAUAUGCAAUACCAAGUGUGAAAGUAUUCAGACCCCUUGACUUUUUCCACAUUUUGUUAUGUUACAGCCUUAUUCUAAAAAAAUAAAAAAUAAAAAAUCUACACACAAUACCCCAUAAUGACCAAGCAAAAAUAGUUUUUUUGGACAUUUUUGCUAAUUUAUUAAAAAUAAAACAACUUUACUCAGUACUUUGUUGAAGCAUCUUUGGCAGCGAUUACAGCAUCGAGUCUUCUUGGGUUUGACGCUACAAGCUUGGCACACCUGUAUUUGGGGAGUUUCUCCCAUUCUUCUCUGCAGAUCCUCUCAAGCUCUGUCAGGUUGGAUGGGAGUGUCGCUACACAGCUAUUUUCAGGUCUCUCCAGAGAUGUUAGAUCGGGUUCAAGUCCGGGCUCUGGCUGGGCCACUCAAGGUCAUUGAGACUUGUCCCAAAGCCACUCCUGCAUUGUCUUGGCUGUGUGGUUAGGGUCGUUGUCCUGUUGGAAAGUGAACCUUCGCCCCAGUCUGAGGUCCUGAGCGCUCUGGAGCAGGUUUUCAUCAAGGAUCUCUCUGUACUUUGCGCCGUUCAUCUUUCCUUCGAUCCUGACUAGUCUCCCAGUCCCUGCCGCUGAAAAACAUCCCCACAGCAUGAUGCUGCCACCACCAUGCUUCACCGUAGGGAUGGUGGCAGGUUUCCUCCAGACGGGAUGCUUGGCAUUCAGGCCAAAGAGUUCAAUCUUGGUUUCAUCAGACCAGAGAAUCUUGUUUCUCAUGGUCUGAGAGUCCUUUAGGUGCCUUUUGGCAAACUCCAAGCGGGCUGUCAUGUACAUUUUAAUGAGUGGCUUCCGUCUGGCCACUCUACCAUAAAGGCCUGAUUGGUGGAGUGCUGCAGAGAUGGUUGUCCUUCUGGAAGGUUCUCCCAUCUCCACAGAGGAACUCUGGAGCUCUCUGAGUUCACUGGCUUGGUUUUAUUCUCUGACAUGCACUGUCAUCUGUGGGACCUUAUAUAGACAGGUGUGUGCCUUUCCAAAUCAUGUCCAAUCAAUUGAAUUUACCACAGGUGGACUCCAAUCAAGUUGUAGAAACAUCUCAAGGAUGAUCAAUGGAAACAGGAUGCACCUGAGCUCAAUUUCGAGUCUCAUAACAAAGGGUCUGAAUAUUUAUGUAAAUAAGGUAUUUCUGUUUUAGUAUUAAUAAAUGUGCAAAAAUGUCUAAACCUGUUCUCGCUUUGUCAUGAUGGGGUAUUGUGUGUAGAUUACUGAGAACAAAAUUUAAUUUUAGAAUAAGGCUGUAACGUAACGAAAUGUGUAAAAAGUCAAGGGGUUUGAAUACUUUCCGAAGGCACUGUAUAUGUGCCUGACAUCUUGGAAGACGUGUGCUGAAAGUUUGGGGAAAAUAGGAAAUGAAUUAGCAUUUUUUUGUAAUUUACUCGAUGUUACUCCAGUGCUGUCGAGUAGCUGUUCAAAUUUAUUUUUAGAUUUGUUUUGUAACUGAAAAUAAAGUUGACUCAUUUCUCCUCUCUCUGUUUUGCAGACUGUGCAGUGAACGUCCACAAGAGUUGUCGGACCCUACUAACGGAGUGUAACCGCAGCAAGAACAAGGUAUGUUUAAACUAAAUUUUACUUUUAGUUACUCCCUCUACUCAUUUAGACCCAAAAUGUAACCUUGCAGUUACAAGCAAGCAUCUUCUUCGUUUUGCCAACGCUACUGUCUAAAUUGUUCUCUCUCCCUCCAAUUUAACAUGGUCAAUAUCUUUGCUCUGUUACAUUGCCUUCAGAAAGUAUUCCCACCCCUUGAUUUUUACCCACAUUUUGUUGUUACAAAGUGGGAUUAAAAUGGAUUGAAUUGUCAUUUUUUUGUCAGUGGAAGAUUUAAAAGAAAAACAUUUUGUAAAUAAAUAAAUAAAAUAAAAACACUAAUGUAUCUUAAUUAGAUAAGUGUUCAACCCCCUGAGUCAAUACAUGUUAAAAUCACCUUUGGCAGCGGUUACAGCUGUGAGUCUUUCUGGGUAAAUCUCAAACAGCUUGCCACACCUGGAUCGGGCAACAUUUGCCCAUUAUUCCUUUCAACAUUUUUCAAGCUCUGUCAAAUUGGUUGUUGAUCAUUGCUAGACAACCAUUUUCAGGUUUUGCCAUAGAUUUUCAAGCAGAUUUAAGUAAAAACUGUAAUUCGCCCACUAAGGAACAUCCACUGUCUUCUUGGUAAGCAACUACAGUUUAGAUUUGGCCUUGGGUUUUAGGUUAUUGUCCUGCUGAAAGGUGAAUUCAUCUCCCAGAGUCUAAUGGAAAGCAGACUGAACCAGGUUUUCCUCUAGGAUUUUGCCUGUGUGCUUAGCUCCAUUCCGUUUUUUUUUUUAUCCUGAAAAACCCAAGUCCUUAACGAUUACAAGCAUACCCAUAACAUGAUGCAGCCACCACUAGGCUUGAAAAUAUGGAGAGUGGUACUCGGUAAUGCAUUGGAUUGGAUUUGCCCCAAACAAACUUUUUUUCCUCAAUACAGAGUGUUAAUUGCUUUGACAAUUUUUUUGCAGUUUUACUUUAGUGCCUUGUUGCAAACAGGAUGCAUGUUUUGGAAUAUUUAUAUUCUGUACAGCAGGGGUGUCAAACGUCCGGCCCACGGGCCGGAUCAGGCCCGCAAACGGGUUUAAUCCGGCCCGCGAGAUGAUUAAAAAAAAAAAAAAAAAAAAUUUGUAUAAUAAUGCGCUGCAAUUUUUCAAUAAAAUAAACUGCUGUUCCAAUUGCGUCCACUGGAUGGCGCAAUAGCAAUUGUGUUAAGCAAACUGUUUAUACCGGGGCAGAGCAAGUAGGUCAAGCACGUGCAGCCAAUGAGCUACUUUGUUUUGCCCGCGAUAUUUAUUACGGCUUCUACUUUUAACAUUAUGUGCUUUGGCACCCUCAUUGCCCCAAUAUGUCUCUGUCAAAAAAGAGAAAAGUGGACGCAGAGUGUUCCAAGAAAAAUGGUCAUCAUAUAGAAUUGAAUGGGAAAGCUGUAUGUUUGGUGUGUUCAGAGCAUGUUGCAGUGCUGAAAGAAUAUAACCUUUGUCGCCACUAUGUGAGUCUUCAUGCUGACAAAUAUGACAACUUUCAAGGACAGCGGAGAUGAGAGAAGGUGAAUGAACUGUUGGCGGGUCUGAAGAAACAGCAGUCUGAGUUUACUCACAGCCGAGACAUCAGUGACGCUGCAGUGAAAGCUAGCUACCUCAUUGCUAAUGAAAUCGCAGUGGCUUCAAAACCAUUUAGUGAGGGUGAAUUUGUAAAAACAUGCAUGAUGAAGGCAGCGGAGAUUGUGUGCCCUGAAAAGCGGCAGGCUUUUGCAAAUAUCAGCCUGACAAGAAACACAGUUGCAGACAGGAUUUCCGAUCUUUCAGUGGAUUUGGACAGCCAGUUGAAGCAAAAAGUAAAGUCAUUUAUUGCGUUUUCGGUUGCAAUUGAUGAAAGCACGGACAUUACAGAUGUUGCACAACUGGCCAUUUUCAUCCGCGGAGUUGAUGACACAUUGACCGUCACCGAGGAGUUCAUGGAGUUGGUGCCGAUGACAGAUACAACGACAGCAGCUGAUAUUUUUACCGCACUCGUCGGCGCGCUGGACAGGGUCGGAGUGGACUGGUCCCGCGCUGUCAGCCUGGCUACAGAUGGUGCGCCCUCAAUGAUCGGGAAAAAAGCAGGCGUUGUGACAAAGUUCAGAGAGAAAGUGCAAUCUGCAAAUGGAGGACGUGAUUUUUUGACUUUUCACUGUAUUUUGCACCAGGAGGCUUUGUGUUGCAAGUCAUUAAAGAUGGAUAACGUCAUGAAGGUGGUCAUCCAAACUGUUAAUUUCAUCCGAUCCAGAAGCCUGAAUCACCGUCAGUUUGACAGCCUUCUCAGAGAGAAAGACCACAUCUAUGGCCUGCCAUACCACACUGAGGUAAGAUGGUUAAGCCGAGGUGCUGAGGCGUUUCUUUGAUUUACGAGAAGAAAUUGAACAGUUCAUGGAAGAAAAGGGCAAACCAGUGUUAGAAUUUCAUUCCGCAGAAUGGAUGCAGGACCUUGCAUUUAUGGUGGAUGUUACAGAGCACCUGAAUAACUUGAACAAACAGCUGCAAGGGCGCAACAAAGUUGUCACGCAGUAUUAUGACAGCAUACGUUCUUUCAAGUUGAAGCUGUCAUUGUGGGAGACGCAACUUGCCGGUGGUGAUGCAGCUCACUUCCCCUGUCUGAAAAAUGUGUGCGCGACCCAACAUGUGGCAGACAUGAAGCGGUUCAAAGAUAAAAUAACGGGACUGUUACGGGAGUUUGAGCAACGCUUUCAGAUUUAUGUUUAUAUGUUUUUAUGUUGAUGUGCUAUUGUUUUUAAUUGAUUUUAUUUUAUUUUUAUAUUUAACCUAUUCUUGACUCUGGUUCUUGCACUUGUUUGGGGAACAGGAUUUCAUUAUUUUUAUCUACAUUUCUGCCUGAGAAAUGACACCCUGAUAUAGUUCUGUGAUCUGUGAUCUACUUCUGUGAAUCACUGAGGCAUUGUGUGUUUGUGUGUUCUUUGUCCUCAGAACUUUCAAAUAACUUGAGGUGUUUUAUGAUUAAUAGUGAUGUUGUGCUUUUGGACACUGUCCUCAGGCUCCAGCUUUAUGUUUAUAUGUUUUUAUAUUGAUGUGCUAUUGUUUUUAAUUGAUUUUAUUUUAUUUGUAUAUUUAACCUAUUCUUGACUCUGUGGUUCUUGCACUUGUUUGGGGAACAGGAUUUCAUUAUUUUUAUCUACAUUUCUGCCUGAGAAAUGACACCCUGAUGUAGUUCUGUGAUCUGUGAAACAGUUCUGUUAAUCACUGAGGCAUUGUGUGUUUGUGUGUUCUUUGUCCUCAGAACUUUCAAAUAACUUGAGGUGUUUUAUGAUUAAUAGUGAUGUUGUGCUUUUGGACACUGUCCUCAGGCUCCAGCUUUAUGUUUAUAUGUUUUUAUAUUGAUGUGCUAUUGUUUUUAAUUGAUUUUAUUUUAUUUGUAUAUUUAACCUAUUCUUGACUCUGGUUCUUGCACUUGUUUGGGGAACAGGAUUUCAUUAUUUUUAUCUACAUUUCUGCCUGAGAAAUGACACCCUGAUAUAGUUCUGUGAUCUGUGAAACAGUUCUGUUAAUCACUGAGGCAUUGUGUGUUUGUGUGUUCUUUUUCUUUAGAAUUUUCAAAUAAACUUGACGUGUUUUAUGAUUAAUAGUGAUGUUGUGCUUGUACUAUUUUGGACACACUGUCCUCAGGCUCCAGCUUUAUGUUGUAUGUUGAUCGUAUUAAAACAAAGAAAACAAUCUGAAGUUGUUGUUUUUAAGUUAUAUAUACACACCAUGAUUUUUCCGGUCCGGCCCACUUGGGAAUAGAUUUUCCUCCAUGUGGCCCCUGAGCUAAAAUGAGUUUGACACCCCUGCUGUACAGGCUUCCUUUUCACUCUAUCAAUUAGGUUAGUAUUGUGGAGUAACUACAAUGUUGUUGAUCCAUCCUCAGGUUUCUCCUAUCACAGCUAUUAAACUCUGUAACUGUUGUAAAGUCACCAUUGGCCUCAUGGUGAAAUCCCUGAGCGGUUUCCUUCCUCUCCGGCAACUGAGAUAGGAAGGACGCAUUUAUAUUUGUAGUGACUGGGUGUAUUGAUACACCAUCCAAAGUGUAAUUAAUAACUUCACCAUGCUCAAAGGGGUAUUAAAUGUCUGCUUUUUUAUUUUUACCCAUCUACCAAUAGGUGCCCUUCUUCUUUGUGAGGCAUUGGAAAACCUCCCUGGUCAUUGUGGUUGAAUCUGUGCUUGAAAUUCACUGCUCGACUGAGGGACCUUACAGAUAAUUGUAUGUGUGCAGUACAGAGCUGAUGUAGUCAUUCAAAAAUCAUGUUAAACACUAUUAUUGCACAAAGAGUGAGUCCACAUUACACUAUUUUUAAUCCCAGCCCCCGUCCCCGCAGGAGGCCUUUUGCCUUUUGGUAGGCUGUCAUUGUAAAUAAGAAUUCGUUCUUAACUGACUUGCCUAGUUAAAUAAAUAAAUAUAUGUAACUUGUUAAGCACUUUUUUACUCCUGAACUUAUUUAGGCUUGCCAUAACAAAGGGGUUGAAUACUUAUUGACUCAAGACAUUUCAGUUUUUCAUUUUUUAUUAAUUGUAAAAGCUAUUCCACUGAUAUUAUGGGGUAUUGUGUAUAGGCUAGUGACAAGUCUCAAUUUAGUCCAUUUUAAAUUCAGUCUGUCACACAAACAUUUAGAAAAAGUCAAGGGGUGUGAAUACUCUCUGAAGGCACUGUAUAUAAUCCUCUGCUUGAAACUUGUGUUUUUCUCCUGAUAGAAGGAUUCUCUGCAUAGGACCUUCACAACAGCAUCGCCAAACCUCGGUGAGUGAAAAAAAUACACACACACCUGUUUUUCUAUCCUCGUGUGGACCUAAAAUGUAUUUCCAUUCAAAACCCUUAACCCCUAAACCUUACCCUAAUUGUAACCCUAAGCCUAACCCCUAAGCGUAAAAUAGCCUUUGUCCUCCUGGGGAUGUGGGAAAUGCCCCCACAAGGGAUAAUUUCUUGUUUUACUAUCCUGGUGGGGACCUUUGGGGAUUUCAGGUCCCCACCAGGAUAGAAGAACCAGACCACAGACUUUUCGACCUUCACAGCUCCAACGUUGGAAUGAUCACACGCACAGAACAAGAUCUCCCAUCUUUGAUAGAGCCUCCCUCCUCUACGCAUUCCACUCUCUCCCCCUCCUCUUGGCCAGUCCCUCUCCCUCCCCUCCUCCCCCUCACUCGCUCCUCCUCAUACGUUCUCCUCCUCGCCAUCCCUCCUCCUCACUCCUCUCUCCACAUUCUCGCCUCCUCUCCCCAUACUUUCUCCUCUCCCCAUACGUUUCUCCUCCCCUACUUGUCGUCCUCUAUCUCCCUCUCGCAUCCUCCUCUCCCCUCUCUCCAUCUCCUCUCCUCCUCUCCCUCAUCUCCUCUCCUCCCCUCUCUCUCUCUCCUCUCCUCCUCUCCCCAUACGUUCUCCUCUCUCCUCCUCUCCCUUCUCCUCCCCUCUCUCUCUCUCCUCCCCCUCCUCUUCUCCUCUCUCCCUCUUGCCUCCUCCUCUCUGCUCUCUCCCUCUCCUCCUACGUAUUACUCUCCUCCCCUCUCUCAGCCAACUCUCCUCCUAAAUUUUCCCUCACAUUCCUCCUACUCCCACAUUCUCCUCCUCAUAAAUACUAUCUCUCCCCUCCCCCAUACGUUCCCUCUCCUCUCUCCCUUCUCACCUCCCCUCUCUCAUCCCCUUUCCUCAUCCCUGUCUCCCUUCCUCUCUCCUCCUCCUCAUACUUUCUCCUCCUCUCUCAUCUCCUCCUCUCUCCACAUUAUCUAUCCUCCUCUCCCCUUUCCCCAUUCCUCUCCCUCUCUCCCCUUUCCUCCUCGGCUUGGCAUCCAUAGGCAACAAACCGAUUGGCUCAACUGACCAACAGGGCACCGUGGUUUACCUCCACCAUGCUGCCCUUUGAUUGGUCAGCCAAGUUGAGCCCUGUGUUUGCCUAUGGAUGCAAGGGAGGAGAGGAGGGAAGGAACAUGGGAGAGGGUAGGGGGUGAUAAAGGAUGAAGGAGGGGUGACAACAAGGAGGAGGAAAGAGGGAUGAUACUGGUCCCUGAGAGUCAAAUUAAAGGUAUCCUGCUGCUUCUCAUAUGGUUCUUGAUAGCUGCUGUAUCGUCCAAUCACAGGGCAGAUACAAGUCACGUGAUCUGAUGGCGAACACGUGAUGGCACUUCAUGUGUGCGCUAACGGAUCACGUGACUUGUAUGUUCUGUAAUUGGACAAUACAGACCACGAGGUGGAUUGGAUAAUUUACCACAGGUGGAUUCCAAUCAAGUUGUAGAAACAUCUCAAGGAUGAUCAAUGGAAACAGGAUACACCUGAGGUCAAUUUUGACUCUCAUAGCAAAGGAUCUGAAUACUUACGUAAAUAAGGUAUUUGUUUUUUAUUUGUAAUACAGUUGCAAAAAUGUCUAAACCUGUUUUCGCUUUGUCAUUAUGGGGUAUUGUGUAGAUUGAUAAGGGGAAAAAAAAUUAUGUAAUCCAUUUUAGAAUAAGGCUGUAACAUAACAAAGUGGAAAAAUUCAAGGGGUCUGAAUACUUUCCCGAAUGCACUGUAAGUGAAGAUCUGCUCCAGCCUCUCCAACCUAAUUUGUUUGUGUGUAUAAGGUGGGUUGGAUCCUGUAUGGACUAAGAAAGUAUAUCUUAUAUCACUGGUCCCCAGCAGUGUUGAGCUCAGUUCAGAAUUGAGAAUGCCUCAUAAUAUCCAAUUCAAUUAUUGAAUUUGAAAUUCAUUUUAAUUGACGUAGUGAACAGGAUACAGAAUUGCAAUUUUAAUUAAAGGAAAUGGAAUUGAAUUCAAUGAAAUUCAAUUAAAUUCAAGUGCCUCUUCUAUUCUAUAUUAGUGUAGUCUAUACAAAUACACGUUUUGUACAUAAAACAUGUCUUUUAUAUACAUGCAUAUAAAAUAUUGUUGAAACAAUUGAUUUUCAGCACUAACUCUUAAAAUGUAAUGAUCAAGGAGAACAAAACCUGUAUGUGAAUAUUAUAAGUUAUUAUAUUUAAUUAAUCACUUAAAUUCUGUUCAAUAUGGGGAAAAUACUACAUUUCCCUAAAGCCAUCAAAUAGAAGCCAAACAAAUGAAAUGUUUGGUGGAAAUAUAAUUGUAUAAAUAAAAAAGUCAUGUUCUAUGACUGAGUGGAAUUUCUUUGAAUUGCACUGAAUAAAAGUAUACUUCCUGUCACUCAAAUUCUAAUUCUACAUCAUUUGGGGUGUGUUCAAUUCGAAUUUCAACUCAUGAGUUGAAUGGGAGUCAAUUCCUUAAUUCUGAAUUGAGCCCUGGUCUCCAGGGAACCAGAUAUCUACACUACAAUAUUCCCAUUAUACCUGGAACCUUCUAGUUACGUGUUGCUGUUAACUCCUAUACUGAACAAAAUAUAUAAAUGCAAUAUGUAAAGUGUUGGUCCCAUGUUUUAUGAGCUGAAAUAAAAGAUCCCAGAAAUGUUCCAUAUGCACAAAAAGCUUAUUUCUCUUAAAUUUUAUUUACAUCCCUGUAAGUGAACAUUUCUCCUUUGUCAAGAUAAUCUAUCCACCUGAUAGGUGAGGUAUAUCAAGAAGCUGAUUAAACAGCAUGAUCAUUACACAGGUGCACCCUGUGCUGGGGACAAUAAAAGGCAGUUUUGUCACACAACACAAUGCCACAGAUGUCUCCCAAGUUUUGAGGGAGUGUGCAAUUGGCAUGCUGACUGCAGGAAUGUCCACCAGAGCUGUUGCCACGGAAUUGAAUGUUCAUUUCUCUACCAUAAGCCGUCUCCAACGUCGUUUUUAGAGAAUUUGGCAGUAGGUCCAACCGGCCUCAACUGCAGACCACGUGUAACCACUCCAGUCCAGUACCUCCACAUCUGGCUUCUUCACCUAUCGGAUCGUUUGAGACCAGCCACCCGGACAGCUGCUGAUGAAAUGUGGGUUUUGUACAACCGAAUAAUUUCUGCACAAAACUAUCAAACCGUCUCAGGGAAGCUCAUCUACGUGUUCGUCGUCCUCACCUGGGUCCUCACCUGGGUCCUCACCUGGGUCCUCACCUGGGUCCUCACCCGGGUCUUGACCUGGGUCCUCACCCGGGUCUUGACCUGACUGCAGUUCGGCAUCGUAACCGACUUCAGUGGGCAAAUGCUCACCUUUUGAUGGUCACCGGCACACUGGGGAAGUAUGCUCUUCAUGGAUAAAUCCCAGUUUCAACUGUACUGGGCAGAUGGCAAACAGCGUGUAGUAUGGCGUCGUGUGCGGGAGCGGUUUGCUGAUGUCAACGUUGUGAACAGUUAUGGUAUGGUCAGGCAUAAGCUACGGACAACAAACAAAAUAGCAUUUUAUCGUUGGCAUUUGAAUGCAAAGAGAUACCGUGAUGAGAUCCUGAGGCCCAUUGUCGUGCCAUUUAUCCGCCGCCAUCACCUCAUGUUUCAGCAUGAUAAUGCACGACCCAUGUCGCAAGGAUCUGUACACUUCCUGGAAGCUGAAAAUGUCACAGUUAUUCCAUGGCCUACAUAAUCACCAUACAUGUCACUCGUUGAGCAUGUUUGGGAUGCUCUGGGUCGACGUCUACGACAGCGUGUUCCAGAUCCCGCCAAUAUCCAGCAACUUCGCACAAACAUUGAAGAGGAGUGGGACAACAUUCUACAGGCCACAAUCAACAGCCUGAUCAACUCUAUGCGAAGGAGAAUUUGCGCUGCGUGGGGCAAAUGGUCACACCAGAUACUGACUGGUUUUCUGAUCCACACCCCUACUUUUCUUUAAACUAUCUAUCUGUGACCAACAGAUGCAUAUCUGUAUAUUCACAGUGAUGUGAAAUCCAUAGAUUAGGGCCAAAUUAAUUUAUUUCAAUUGACUGAUUUCCUUAUAUGAACUAUAACUCAGUAAAAUCUUUGAAAUUGUUGCAUGUUGCGUUUUAUAUUUUUGUUCAGUGUAGUUGGGAAUGAACUCCAAUAUUGCAUGACCGUGAAUAAUUAGUUUCUUCCCUCUGUCCAUUAUCUUGGCUACAGAAAAAAUAGCUGCAAAUGAAUUUGCAUUUGAAUCUGCAGUUCAUACAAUUUUAAAAACAUUACAAUACAUUCACAGAUUUCACAACACACUGUGUGCCCUCAGGCCCCUACUCCACCACUACCACAUAUCUACAGUACAAAAAUCCAUGCGUACGUGUGUCUGCAUGUGUCUGCGCCUAUGUUUGUUGCUUCACAGUCCCUGCUGUUCCAUAAGGUAUUUUUUUAAAAUCUGUUUUUUAAAUCUAAUUGCAUCAGUUACUUGAUGUGGAAUAGAGUUCCAUGUAGUCAUGGCUCUAUGUAGUACUGUGCGCCUCCCAUAGUCUGUUCUGGACUUGGGGACUGUGAAGAGACCUCUGGUUGCAUGUCUUCUGGGGUAUGCAUGGGUGACCGAGCUGUGCGCCAGUAGCUCAGACAGACAGCUCGGUGCACCCAACAUGUCAACACCUCUCAUAAACACAAGUAGUGAUGAAGUCAAUCUCUCCUCCACUUUGAGCCAGGAGAGGUCGACAUGCAUAUUAUUAAUAUUAGCUCUCUGUGUACAUCCAAGGGCCAGCCGUGCUGCCCUGUUCUGAGCCAAUUGCAAGUUUCCUUUUUUAUGACACCUGACCACACGACUGAACAGUAGUCCAGGUGUGACAAAACUAGGGCCUGUAGGACCUGCCUAGUUGAUAUUGUUGUUAAUAAGGUAGAGCAGCGCUUUAUUAUGGACAUACUUCUCCCCAUCUUAGCUACUGUUGUAUCAAUAUGUUUUGACCAUGACAGUUUACAAUCCAGGGUUACUCCAAGCAGUUUAGUCUCCUCAACUUCCACAUUAUUUAUUACAAGAUUUAGUUGAGGUUUAGGGUUUAGUGAAUGAUUUGUCCCAAAUACAAUGCUUUUAGUUUUAGAAAUAUUUAGGACUAACUUAUUCCUUGCCACCCACUCUGAAACUAACUGCAACUCUUUAAGUGUUGCAGUAUUUCAGUCGCUGUAGUAGCUGACGUGUAUAGUGUUGAGUCAUCUGUAUACAUAGACACACUUUACUCAUUAGUAAAGAUUGAAAAAAGUAAUGGGCAUAGACAGCUGCCCUGGGGAAUUCCUGAUUCUACCUGGAUUAUGUUGGAGAGGCUUCCAUUAAAGAACACCCUCUGUGUUCUGUUAGACAGGUAACUCUGUAUCCACAAUAUAGCAGGUGGAGUAAAGCCAUAACACAUACUUUUUUCCAGAAGCAGACUUGAUCGAUAAUGUCAAAAGCCGCACUGAAAUCUAACAAAACAGCCCCCACAAUCUUUUUAUCAUCAGAGAUGCAACCCAAAAAUAUGAGCAUUAGGAAUGAAAAGGCACAACUCUCACUGACAAUUAAAAACCUGGUACUUUUAAUCUAAAUAUUAAAAUCAGGACAUUUCCGCCAUCAUAAUACUGUACAUAAAUUAUAUUUCCUUAUCAAUCAGUAAUGGAAAAAUUGUAAUUCUGUCAAUUAGUAUGAAAUUAAUGAAUGUGUUGUACGUGUCAUUUGCAUUUGAGAAUCAGGAGACUUUUAUUCCUUCCCUGGUGGAUGAGGGCUGAUGUUAAACUGCUCAUCUUCAGUAGCAGCAGUCUGGUGGAUGAGGGCUGAUGUUAAACGGCUCAUCUUCAGUAGCAGCAGUCUGGUGGAUGAGGGCUGAUGUUAAACGGCUCAUCUUCAGUAGCAGCAGUCUGGUGGAUGAGGGCUGAUGUUAAACGGCUCAUGCGCCGUAGCAGCAGUCUGGUGGAUGAGGGCUGAUGGUAAACGGCUCAUGCGCUGUAGCAGCAGUCAUCUGAAGAACAGCAGGACUCUGACUAAUAGACGCCUGCGUUCUCAUCUCCCCUCCUGCGGCUGGUCAAUCUCUGCCUAUGAGAGAGAGAGAGAUCUCAGAAGUCCGGUUCUAUAUAAAGCCCUGUGUGCUGUCUCCGUGACUACAGCAGCAUCCCUUCUAAAGCAGUAUCACCUCCUGUGUUCUACCAGACAGACACUAUGGAACUACAUUAGCAGUUAACCAGGGGGUUUGACUGGGCCAGACCUCCCUGGAAUGUCCGGGGGCCCUUGUGGGGUCUGUCUGGGGGUCCGGUUGCUGAUGCACAGAGAGAACCUCACCAGUCACUUCCUGCAGGGCUCUCAGUUUAGCGCCUGACUGCAGUGUUACUGGGGCCAGCAGUGCUCUAACCACCUCUUUCUCCUCCUCUCAUCUCUCCCCAGCCCCGAGGGAGCGGGAGCGGGACCAGUCUUCUUCGGCCCCUGAUUGCCCCUCUGGCUCUACGCACAUCCCAGGCAUGACCCUCACCCCGCAGGGACCCAGUGCUCAGCCUGCCUCCAACAGCUCUUCCUCCAGCCACAACAGCCGCUCCGGGUUAGUAAGAAGAACCACAGCUAGGCACCUGGCCAAUCAAUCAAUAGGCUACAUAAGCUAGCUGCUGGUCAAUAAGUGUAUGGUUCAUAGAAUCAAAAAUUCAGCAUGAACAUUGUGUAACCUAAUCACCGAAAAUGACUUACGUAGGGCAAUGUCGGUGUCAGUAGUUUUCGGUUUAUCAUCCCAGCUCUACUCUGUAGUUAUAGGCUCUAUAUCACUGUUCUCUAUCACCUUAUUGUCUUCGUCUUUGGCCGUGUCAGAAAUACCCAUACUUGCGUUCUUAGUAUGCAUUUUGGGUAUGCGGAAAAAAAUAACGUUUUAUAUUAUGUGAAAUUUCAAACAAUUUGUAUGCUUUAAAUGCCAGGAUCUCAUACUUUAGGCUUUUCAUCUAGUAGAAUUCGCUGCACACUAUUGAGGAAGCGAAUCGUAUUUUGAGACCCACGUGUGUCUGACGAGCUGAUAAUCAUAAAAUGAACGAAUGGCGGGAAUCAACGCAGUUGCACAAUAAUGACGCGUUCUCAGUAGGAGGAUGCCUAGUAUGCUGUUAUUUGUUGCUUACUGCAUUCAUUUUUACUUAACAGUACGUUCUAAAUAGUACGUAGUAUGAUUUUAAUAUGCAGUUUAAAUAAGUAGUAGGAAAGACACAUUUUGGACACGUUUUUUUUUCACCACCUGAAAGUAAUUAAUUUAUCAAAUUAAAGUUUACUGGUCGGGUUCACAGUUUUGCAGGUGUUAUAGCGGGUGCAGCAAAGUGCUUAUGUUACUAGCUCCUAACAAUGCAGUAAAAUGACAAAUCAAGAAAGAUCAGUGCAAAGGCCAAAUUACAGAGGAAUUACUUUUUGAGGCUAUUAAAUCCUUUGUGUGGAAAAACCCCAGGGCUUGAUGGCAUACUGGUAGAGGUAUAUCAAGCCUUUUUUGAUAUACUCAAAGCUCAAUUUUGAGCUUGUUUUAACUGCUCCUAUAGAAAUGGUAGUCUGACAGGUACUCAGCAGGAAGGUCUGAUUUCACUAUUAUUAAAACAAGACACAGAUGGCAAAUAGACUGGAUCUUUAUAUCUUAAAAACUGGAGGCCUCUAACACUUCAAUGUUGUGAUGCAAAAAUACUAGCGAAAAUGCAUAGCACUCAGAAUUAAGGUUUUACCAGAUAUUGUUCAUCCUGAUCAUAGGUUUUUUACAUGGACGAUACAUUGGUGAUAAUAUACUACUAGAAAUAAUAGAACAUCAUGAAACAUCUAAGAAGCCAGGCCUGGUAUUUAUAGCAGAUUUUGAAAAGGCCUUUGAUAAAGUAAGACUGGAUUUUAUUUAUAAAUGCCUGGAUUUUUUUUUCAAUUUCGGUGAUUCUCUUAUAAAAUGGGUAAAAGUAAUGUAUAGCAACCCCAGGUGUAAAAUAGUAAAUAGCAGCUACUUCUCAGAAUUGUCAAGAGGAGUUAAACAAGGGUGUCCGCUGUCACCAUAUCUAUUUGUUAUGGCCAUCGAAAUGCUAGCAAUUAAAAUCAGAUCAAAUAACAACAUUAGAGGAUUAGAAACGAAGGUGUCCAUGUAUGUCGAUGACUCAAGUUUUAUAUUAAGUCCGCAAGCUAGAUCCCUGCAAUGUCUCAUUGAAGAUCUAGAUCACUUUUCUGGACUCCCUGGACUAAAACCUAAUUAUGAUAAGUGUACAAUAUUACGUACUGGAUCUUUAAAAAAUACAACCUUUACAUUACCCUGCAGUUUACCUAUACAACUGGCUGACGGUGAAGUAGACAUACUUGGUAUUCAUAUCACAAAAUAUGUAAAUGAGCUCUCCACAAUGAAUUCAAUAGAAAACUUGUAAAAAUAGACAAGAUCCUGCAACCAUGGAGAGGUAAAUACCUGUCUAUUUAUGGAAAAAUUGCUCUGAUUUAACUCCUUAGUCAUAUCUUCCUUUACUCACUUACUUAUGGCGCUGCCUACUCCUGAUUUUAUUCAUUUUUCAAAUCAUACGAGCAAAAAAUAUUUCGCUUUUUGUGGGAUGCUAAACCAGACAAGAUAAAGCGUGCCUAUCUAUAUAAUGAAUAUGAAUUGGGUGGGUUGAUAUUAUAAAAUAUAUAGGCACUAAACCUCUCUAAAAGCAUCACUUAUUCAAAAGUUUUACUUGAACCCUAAAUGGUUCUCAAGUAGAUUACGAAGAAAAGCUCAUCCAUUGUUUAAAAAUGGCAAUUUUGCCUUUGUGCAGAUUGCCAUGUCUCAUCUUCGAUUAAUUGAAAAUUGUAUUUUUUCUUUUUCAAACAAGCAUUGCAGAGCUGGCUACAAUUUCAAUUUCAUUUCCCUGAAAAGAUAGAACAAACAUUAUGGCUGAACUCAAAUGUGCUGGUUGAUAUAAGACCUGUAUUUAUGGGAAAAAUUGGUAUUUUUGUUUUUAAAUGAUAUUGUAAAUUGGAAUGGUAGAGUUAUGUCUUUCAUGGAGUUAUCAGAAUUGUAUGGGAAGGUCUGCUCAAUCCAAGAUUACAACCAAUUGAUUACAGCAUUACCUCAAAAAAAUGGAGGAGGCAGGUGGCAGUGGGAGGAGGUAGGGAACUGGUCUGUCUGCCCAAUAUAUAGGAUCAAAACUGGCGGAGGAAUAAAAAUAGCAUGAAUAGGAAAGUAUACCAGUUUCAUUUGAGGACCAGGAUAUUGACAGCUGUGCCAUACAGAUUGCAAAAUAGUUGGGAAGAGAUUUUUUGAUGUACCGAUUCCAUGGUACAGGGUUUAUGAGUUGAUAUAUAAAACGACGCAAGAUUCAAGACUUCGUGCUUUUCAGCUAAAAUUAUUAUAUAGAAUUCUUGCCACCAACCAAAUGUUGAAUAUUUGGGGCAUACAAUCAUCGAAGCUCUGCAGAUUUUGUUGUGAGGAUACAGAAUCAAUAGACCAUUUGUUUUGGUAUUGCCCUCAGGUAGCCUGGUUCUGGUCUCAGGUUCAGGAAUGGCUGAAAAUGCAUAACAUUGAUUGAUUUUUCUCGGGGGGGGGGGGGGGGGGGGGGGAUCUUGGAGGGCUGGCUGUUGGGAGCUUGGGCCGGUGGCUGAUGGAUUGGUGGUUCGGGUCCCCGUUUUUGACCUUGUGGGAGAUCUGUCGACGUGCCCUUGAGCAUAUAAGCUGUUCGACAGACAGAUGGUCUGGUGAUAGAAGCUGUUCUUUAGUCUUGGUCUGAUCUCUGAUGCACCUGUACUGGCUGUCUUUUACCUGUGUGAAAAGAUUCCGGUGGUUGUGGUGUUAUUCUAGGCUAUUUCUACGUUCUUGCCUUUCAGCUUAAACGCUAGUUUUCUCUACAUCUCUGUGAUGUGUUAUUAAUAGGUGGCAUGCAGCAGCUACGGACCUUAAAACAGCCGCUGCUGUCGUAGAUGGACCGUCUUGCAGGCAGGCUGCAGGAGGGUGGCGUGAAGCUGUGUUUUUGUCAUGUGUGGUGGUAGUGUAGUCUCUGUUAGCAUGUAGACUAUGACCCUCUGGGCUGCUGUAGUCUAUAGCUGUCUAUAGUCUAUGGCCGCCGUCUGUCUCCUGUGGUCUCGUAGUGUUAGUGUAGUCUCUCAGUAUGUACAGUAUGUAUCUGUGUCUGUAGUGUUAGUGUACAAUAGUCUGUUGUCUGGACAAGUCUCAGUCUCUCAGUAUGUUCAGUGUUUAUGCCACUCUAGACCUUUUGGCGCUCGUCUUUCAGAGCACCCCCAGGGGACAUGGAUGAGCUGGACAGCCUACGCCUCGGGAUCAAGCGCUUCAACGAGGACGCCGUCUCCCUGGCCCCUUCCACCACUGACUCCAUCAUUGUAGAAGGUGAGUGGGCUAGGGAGGGAGCUGCUGCGCGUCGCAGCUCAGAUACUGUACCUGGGGCAAGUGUACUGUACAGCCAGGGUGGACAACCGCUACUGGGUGUGCAGGCUUUUGCUCCAACUCUGUUGUAACUAACCUGAUUCAGCUGAUCAAAGUCCUGGUGAGCAGCUAAUUGGUAGAAUCAGUGUUUGUUGGCUAGAUUAGGGUUGGAGAGAGCCUGCAGGACAGUAGCUCUCCAGGGGGAGGGUAGCUCUCCAGGGGGAGGGUAGCUCUCCAGGGGGAGGGUAGCUCUCCAGGGGGAGGGUAGCUCUCCAGGGGGAGCGUAGCUCUCCAGGGGGAGGGUAGCUCUCCAGGGGGAGGGUAGCUCUCCAGGGGAAGGGUAGCUCUCCAGGUGGAGGGUAGCUCUCCAGGGGGAGGGUAGCUCUCCAGGUGGAGGGUAGCUCUCCAGGUGGAGGGUAGCUCUCCAGGGGGAGGGUAGCUCUCCAGGGGGAGGGUAGCUCUCCAGGUGGAGGGUAGCUCUCCAGGGGGAGGGUAGCUCUCCAGGGGGAGGGUAGCUCUCCAGGGGGAGGGUAGCUCUCCAGGUGGAGGGUAGCUCUCCAGGUGGAGAAAAGCUCUCCAGGGGGAGGGUAGCUCUCCCUCCAGGGGGAGGGUAGCUCUCCAGGGGGGAGGGUAGCUCUCCAGGUGGAGGGUAGCUCUCCAGGUGGAGAAAAGCUCUCCAGGGGGAGGGUAGCUCUCCAGGGGGAGGGUAGCUCUCCAGGUGGAGGGUAGCUCUCCAGGGGGAGGGUAGCUCUCCAGGUGGAGGGUAGCUCUCCAGGUGGAGAAAAGCUCUCCAGGGGGAGGGUAGCUCUCCCUCCAGGGGGAGGGUAGCCCUCCAGGUGGAUGGUAGCUCUCCAGGGGGAGGGUAGCUCUCCAGGUGGAGGGUAGCUCUCCAGGGGGAGGGUAGCUCUCCAGGUGGAGGGUAGCUCUCCAGGUGGAGAAAAGCUCUCCAGGGGGAGCGAGCUCUCCAGGGGGAGGGUAGCUCUCCAGGGGGAGGGUAGCUCUCCAGGUGGAGGGUAGCUCUCCAGGUGGAGGGUAGCUCUCCAGGUGGAGGGUAGCUCUCCAGGUGGAGGGUAGCUCUCCAGGUGGAGGGUAGCUCUCUCUCCAGGGGGGGGGGUAGCUCUCCAGGGGGGAGGGUAGCUCUCCAGGGGGGAGGGUAGCUCUCCAGGUGGAGGGUAGCUCUCCCUCCCCCUAGCUCUCCCUCCAGGGGGAGGGUAGCUCUCCAGGGGGAGGGUAGCCCUCCAGGGGGAGGGUAGCCCUCCAGGUGGAGGGUAGCUCUCCAGGUGGAGGGUAGCUCUCCAGGUGGAGGGUAGCUCUCCAGGGGGAGGGUAGCUCUCCAGGGGGAGGGUAGCCCUCCAGGGGGAGGGUAGCUCUCCAGGUGGAGGGUAGCUCUCCAGGGGGAGGGUAGCUCUCCAGGUGGAGGGUAGCUCUCCAGGGGGAGGGUAGCUCUCCAGGGGGAGGGUAGCCCUCCAGGGGGAGGGUAGCUCUCCAGGUGGAGGGUAGCUCUCCAGGGGGAGGGUAGCUGCUCUCCAGGUGGAGGGUAGCUGCUCUCCAGGUGGAGGGUAGCUCUCCAGGGGGAGGGUAGCUCUCCAGGGGGAGGGUAGCUCUCCAGGGGGAGGGUAGCUCUCCAGGUGGAGGGUAGCUCUCCCUCCAGGUGGAGGGUAGCUCUCCCUCCAGGUGGAGGGUAGCUCUCCCUCCAGGUGGAGGGUAGCUCUCCAGGGGGGAGGGUAGCUCUCCAGGGGGGAGGGUAGCUCUCCCUCCCCCUAGCUCUCCCUCCAGGGGGAGGGUAGCUCUCCAGGGGGGGGGUAGCACUCCAGGUGGAGGGUAGCUCUCCAGGGGGGAGGGUAGCUCUCCAGGGGGGAGGGUAGCUCUCCAGGGGGGAGGGUAGCUCUCCAGGGGGAGGGUAGCUCUCCAGGGGGGAGGGUAGCUCUCCAGGGGGAGGGUAGCUCUCCAGGGGGAGGGUUGUCUAACCCUGUUAUGGUAGGUUAUGCAACUGAUAUGUAGAUUGCGUGGGCUAUGGGGAGGGAGAUGGGGCCUCACCCAGUUUCAUUAAGCUAGUGCGUGGGGGAGAGACCUCUAGCCGAGGUUGUCUAGCAGUACUGUGGCUCCUAGAGCUGCGACAGUAGAAAGACAACCAGCCAUCCACACAGACCGUGGUAGAUCACUAUGGGUUCUUACUGGCCGUAACACAGGUUGGAUUAUUACUUUUGCAUUUAAUUGCACAUGUUGGUAAAUCAUAUGAUGUGACAAUUAGGAACAUCACCUAUUGAAGGCAUUCAAAAUACAUUUCAGUUGAGUUGUGCUGCACACUAAUCAUAAUAAUUUGAGCCGUGCUGUUCUGUGACCCGCCCCUCCCCUUCCCCAGAUGCGUACUACUCUACAUUUCGAGCUGAUCUGGAUUCAGAUGCCCAGGACCUGGAGGUAUUGUAUUAUUGUACACUGAACUCGAAUAUAAAACACAACAUGUGAAGUGUUGGUCCCGUGUUUCAUGAGCUGAAAUAAAAGUUGUUCCAUUCGCACAAAAAGCGUAUUUAUCUCAAAUUUUGUGCACAAAUUUGUUUACAUCCCUGUUAGUGAGCAUUUCUCCUUUGCCAAGAUAAUCCAUCCACCUGACAGGUGUGGCAUAUCAAGAAGCUGAUUAAACAGCAUGAUCAUUACACAGGUGCACCUUGUGCUGGGGACAAUAAAAAAGCCACUCUAAAAUGUGCAGUUUUGUCACAACACAAUGCCACAGAUGUCUCCCAAGUUUUGAGGGAGCGUGCAAUUGGCAUGCUGACUGCAGGAAUGUCCACCAGAGCUGUUGCCAGGGAAUUGAAUGCUCAUUUCUCUACCAUAAGCCACCUCCAAUGUCAUUUGAAAGAAUUUGGCAGUACGUCCAACCGGCCUCACAACCGCCGACCACGUGUAUGGCGUUGUGUGGGCGAGCGGUAUGCUGAUGUCAACGUUGUGAACAGAGUGCCCCAUGGUGGCGGUAGGGUUAUGGUAUGGGCAGGCAUAAGCUACGGACAACGAACACAAUUGCAUUUUAUCGAUGGCAAUUUGAAUGCGCAGAAAUACCUUGACGAGAUCCUGAGGCCCAUUUAUUUUAAGGUAUCUGUGACCAACAGAUGCAUAUCUGUAUUCCCAGUCGUGUGAAAACCAUAGAUUAUGGCCUAAUUUAUUUAUUUCAAUUGACUGAUUUCCUCAUAUGAACUGUAACUCAAUAAAAUCUUUGAAAUUGUUGAAUGUUGUGUUUAUAUUUUUGUUCAGUGUAUUUAUUAUUAUUAUAUAUUUGUAUGAUCUAUUACAUCGUAUAUAUUAUAGGUGGAGUCAUGGAGUCUGGCUGUGGACCAACAGUACCUGAAGAAACACACCAAGGAGAUGGUCAAGAGACAGGACGUUAUCUACGGUACAUUUCACUGUCUUUUAUGUUGUAUUCCAAGGAGAUGGUCAAGAGACAGGACGUUAUCUACGGUACAUUUCACUGUCUUUUAUGUUGUAUUCUGAUGUUUUAGACCAGGGGUGUCAAACUCAUUUUAGCUCAGGGGCCACAUGGAGGAAAAUCUAUUCCCAAGUGGGCCGGACCGGAAAAAUCAUGGUGUGUGUGUAUAUAUAUAUAUAUAACUUAAAAACAACAACUUCAGAUUGUUUUCUUUGUUUUAAUACGAUCAACAUACAACAUAAAGCUGGAGCCUGAGGACAGUGUGUCCAAAAUAGUACAAGCACAACAUCACUAUUAAUCAUAAAACACGUCAAGUUUAUUUGAAAAUUCUAAAGAAAAAGAACACACAAACACACAAUGCCUCAGUGAUUCACAGAACUGUUUCACAGAUCACAGAACUAUAUCAGGGUGUCAUUUCUCAGGCAGAAAUGUAGAUAAAAAUAAUGAAAUCCUGUUCCCCAAACAAGUGCAAGAACCACAGAGUCAAGAAUAGGUUAAAUAUACAAAUAAAAUAAAAUCAAUUAAAAACAAUAGCACAUCAACAUAAAAACAUAUAAACAUAAAGCUGGAGCCUGAGGACAGUGUCCAAAAGCACAACAUCACUAUUAAUCAUAAAACACCUCAAGUUAUUUGAAAGUUCUGAGGACAAAGAACACACAAACACACAAUGCCUCAGUGAUUCACAGAAGUAUAUCACAGAUCACAGAACUAUAUCAGGGUGUCAUUUCUCAGGCAGAAAUGUAGAUAAAAAUAAUGAAAUCCUGUUCCCCAAACAAGUGCAAGAACCACAGAGUCAAGAAUAGGUUAAAUAUACAAAUAAAAUAAAAUCAAUUAAAAACAAUAGCACAUCAACAUAAAAACAUAUAAACAUAAAUCUGAAAGCGUUGCUCAAACUCCCGUAACAGUCCCGUUAUUUUAUCUUUGAACCGCUUCAUGUCUGCCACAUGUUGGGUCGCGCACACAUUUUUCAGACAGGGGAAGUGAGCUGCAUCACCACCGGCAAGUUGCGUCUCCCACAAUGACAGCUUCAACUUGAAAGAACGUAUGCUGUCAUAAUACUGCGUGACAACUUUGUUGCGCCCUUGCAGCUGUUUGUUCAAGUUAUUCAGGUGCUCUGUAACAUCCACCAUAAAUGCAAGGUCCUGCAUCCAUUCUGCGGAAUGAAAUUCUAACACUGGUUUGCCCUUUUCUUCCAUGAACUGUUCAAUUUCUUCUCGUAAAUCAAAGAAACGCCUCAGCACCUCGGCUUAACCAUCUUACCUCAGUGUGGUAUGGCAGGCCAUAGAUGUGGUCUUUCUCUCUGAGAAGGCUGUCAAACUGACGGUGAUUCAGGCUUCUGGAUCGGAUGAAAUUAACAGUUUGGAUGACCACCUUCAUGACGUUAUCCAUCUUUAAUGACUUGCAACACAAAGCCUCCUGGUGCAAAAUACAGUGAAAAGUCAAAAAAUCACGUCCUCCAUUUGCAGAUUGCACUUUCUCUCUGAACUUUGUCACAACGCCUGCUUUUUUUCCCGAUCAUUGAGGGCGCACCAUCUGUAGCCAGGCUGACAGCGCGGGACCAGUCCACUCCGACCCUGUCCAGCGCGCCGACGAGUGCGGUAAAAAUAUCAGCUGCUGUCGUUGUAUCUGUCAUCGGCACCAACUCCACGAACUCCUCGGUGACGGUCAAUGUGUCAUCAACUCCGCAGAUGAAAAUGGCCAGUUGUGCAACAUCUGUAAUAUCCGUGCUUUCAUCAAUUGCAACCGAAAACGCAAUAAAUGACUUUACUUUUUGCUUCAACUGGCUGUCCAAAUCCACUGAAAGAUCAGAAAUCCUGUCUGCAACUGUGUUUCUUGUCAGGCUGAUAUUUGCAAAAGCCUGCCGCUUUUCAGGGCACACAAUCUCCGCUGCCUUCAUCAUGCAUGUUUUUACAAAUUCACCCUCACUAAAUGGUUUUGAAGCCACUGCGAUUUCAUUAGCAAUGAGGUAGCUAGCUUUCACUGCAGCGUCACUGAUGUCUCGGCUGUGAGUAAACACAGACUGCUGUUUCUUCAGACCCGCCAACAGUUCAUUCACCUUCUCUCAUCUCCGCUGUCCUUGAAAGUUGUCAUAUUUGUCGGCAUGAAGACUCACAUAGUGGCGACGAAGGUUAUAUUCUUUCAGCACUGCAACAUGCUCUGAACACACCAAACAUACAGCUUUCCCAUUCAAUUCCGUGAAUAAAUAGGAUGACAAUUUUUCUUGGAACACUCUGCACUCUGCGUCCACUUUUCUCUUUUUUGACAGAGACAUAUUGGGGCAAUGAGGGUGCCAAAGCACAUAAUGUUAAAAGUAGAAGCCGUAAUAAAUAUCGCGGGCAAAACAAAGUAGCUCAUUGGCUGCACGUGCUUGACCUACUUGCUCUGCCCCGGUAUAAACAGUUUGCUUGCUUAACACAAUUGCUAUUGCGCCAUCCAGUGGACGCAAUUGGAACAGCAGUUUAUUUAAUCGAAAAAUUGCAGCGCAUUUUUAUACUUUACAAAAUUAUUAUUAUUAUUAUUUUAUUUAUUUUUUUCAAAAUCAUCUCGCGGGCCGGAUUAAACCCGUUUGCGGGCCUGAUUCGGCCCGCGGGCCGGACGUUUGACACCCCUGUUUUAGACAAUUUAUGUUCAUUUGUCUUAUGUUGGCUUUCAUUGUGUUUUUAUAGUUAUAUCUGUGAUUAAGUUUAGGAUUAAAAGGUAAGUUAGGGAAAUGGAGAAGCCAUUUGUACCAUUUUUCUGUUUGUCUGGACUUGCCAUUGUUUUAUUAUUGACCUCAAAUCAAAUCAAUUUUUAUUUGUCACAUACACGUGUUUAGCAGAUGUUAUAGCGGGUGUAGCGAAAUGCUUGUGCUUCUAGCUGCGACAGUGCAGUAAUAUCGAACAAUUUCACAAUAAAUGGAGUCCAGUGGUUGAAAAGCAAAUUCCUUUUUAAAGACCAACUAGAUGGUUGAACCCCCGUCUGUCUGUCGGGCUGUAUUUCUCCCAACAGAGCUGAUACAGACGGAGAUGCACCACGUGCGGAUCCUGAAGAUCAUGCUGCGUGUGUACGUCAGGGAGCUGAAGGAGCACCUUCACCUGGACGAUCUGUUCCCACGCCUGGAGACCCUGCUACAGCUGCACACACACUUCCUGUCCCGCCUCAAAGAGCGGCGGCGAGACGCCAUGCAGCCCGGCAGCGACAGGAACUACAACAUACAGAGACUCGCUGACAUCCUCACCACUCAGGUAGAGACUACACACACAGUAAUAUAUAUAUAUAUAUAUAUAUAUAUAUACAGUGGGGAGAACAAGUAUUUGAUACACUGCCGAUUUUGCAGGUUUUCCUACUUACAAAGCAUGUAGAGGUCUGUAAUUUUUAUCAUAGGUACACUUCAACUGUGAGAGACGGAAUCUAAAACAAAAAUCCAGAAAAUCACAUUGUAUGAUUUUUAAGUAAUUAAUUUGCAUUUUAUUGGAUUUUACUGCAUUAAAUUUACUCGACAAAUCAGACGCUGUGUCCCAAUUACCUCGACAGUGUUCCUCUCUGAGUUCCUCUUCCCUUUAUAUGUCAAAAGGAUCAUGUGUGUGUAUAUAGUCAUACCGUAUUGCGUUGGUUUAACCUGUCAGAGAGAUGAGGUAAUCGGAGCAGACUAUCUACAGUUUCUCCUCAUUCCUGUCUCUGCUCCAGUUUUCAGGUGACAUAGGGGAGCAGAUGAAGGAGAGCUAUGGUGAUUUCUGCAGCCACCACACCGAGGCUGUCGGCAACUACAAGGAGCAACUACACAGCAACAAGAAGUUCCAGAACCUCAUACGGGUUGGUCGUUACUGGUUCCAUUACUGUAGUAUAGAAAUUGACAAAAGGUCCAGCACCAUCUGGGGGCUGUCUGCAGUUGAAAACGGUCACCCUCGCCUCUGUUUUGGUCAAAAACUGAGGGGUGGGCCUGGAGAAAUGUGACCAUUCUUAAAUUCAUAGACAUAGCUAUUGAUGCAAGGACUGACCAUCCAUGAUCCAAAAUGAUAGUUUUAAGCAUUUCUUUAGGCUAUACAGUGUUUACGUUUACAAUGUAGUAAAACAAGCUUACAUUUGGGGUUCUGAUGGGGUACACCAGUUCUAAGCUCAUGAGGCAAGUUAUAUUCUUCAAGAAUCAAUGAGUACAGUUGAAGUUGAAAUUUACAUACACUUGGAUUGGAGUCAUUAAAACUUGUUUUUCAACCACUCCACAAAUUUCUUGAUAACAAACUAUAGUUUUGGCAAGUCGGUUAAGACAUCUUCUUUGUGCAUGACACAAGUCAUUUUUCCAACAAUUGUUUACAGACAGAUUAUUUCACUUAUAAUUCACUCUAUCACAAUUCCAGUGGGUCAGAAGUGUACAUACACUAAGUUGACUGUGCCUUUAAACAGCUUGGAACAUUCCAGAAAAUGAUGUCGUGGCUUUAGAAGCUUCUGAUAGGCUAAUUGACAUAAUUUGUGUCAAUUGGAGGUGUACCUGUGGAUGUAUUUCAAGGCCUACCUUCAAACUCAGUGCCUCUUUGCUUGACAUCAUGGGAAAAUCAAAAGAAAUCAGCCAAGACCUCAGAAAAAAAUGUGUAGACCUCUGGUUCAUCCUUGGGAGCAAUUUCCAAACGCCUGAAGGUACCACGUGCAUCUGUUCAAACAAUAGUACGCAAGUAUAAACACCAUGGGACCAUGCAGCCGUCAUACCGCUCAAGAAGGAGACGCGUUCUGUCUCCUAGAGAUUAACGUACUUUGGUGCGAAAAGUGCAAAUCAAUCCCAGAACAACAGCAAAGGACCUUGUGAAGAUGCUGGAGAAAACAGGUACAAAGUAUCUAUAUCCACAGUAAAACGAGUCCUAUAUUGACAUAACCUGAAAGCCCGCUCAGCAAGGAAGAAGCCACUGCUCCAAAACCGACAUAAAAAAGCCAGACUACGGUUUGCAACUGCACAUGUGGACAAAGAUCGUACUUUUUGGAGAAAUGUCCUCUGGUCUGAUGAAACAAAAAUAGAACUGUUUGGCCAUAAUUGACCAUCGUUAUGUUUGGAGGAAAAAGGGGGUCGCUUGCAAGCCGAAGAACACCAUCCCAACCGUGAAGCACGGGCGGUGGCAGCAUCAUGCUGUGGGGGUGCUUUGCUGCAGGAGAGACUGGUGCACUUCACAAAAUAGAUGGCAUCAUGAGGAAGGAAAAUUAUGUGGAUAUAUUGAAGCAACAUCUCAAGACAUCAGUCAGGAAGUUAAAGCUUGGUCGAAAAUGUGUCUUCCAAGUGGACAAUGACCCCAAGCAUACAUCCAAAGUUGUGGCAAAAUGGCUUAAGGACAACAAGGUCAGGGUAUUGGAGAGGCCAUCACAAAGCCCUGACCUAAAUCCUAUAGAAAAUGUGUGGGCAGAACUGAAAAAGUGUGUGCGAGCAAGGAGGCCUACAAACCUGACUCAGUUACACCAGCUCUGUCAGGAGGAAUGGGCCAAAAUUCACCCAACUUAUUGUGGGAAGCUUGUGGAAGGCUACCCGACACGUUUGACCCAAUUUAAACAAUUUAAAGGCAAUGCUCCCAAAUACUAAUUGAGUGUAUGUAAACUUCUGACCCACUGGGAAUGUGAUGAAAGAAAUAAAAGCUAAAAUAAAUCAUUCUCUCUACUAUUAUUCUGACAUUUCACAUUCUUAAAAUAAAGUGGUGAUCCUAACUGAUCUAAGACAGGGCAUUUUUACUAGGAUUAAAUGUCAGGAAUUGUGAAAAACUGAGUUGAAAUGUAUUUGGCUAAGGUGUAUGUAAACUUUCGACUUCAACGGUAUAUCAUUUUAAGUUAUAAGUCCAAAAAUGUAUGCAGCAACUGCGGAUUUGACCCCUUUUUCUAAAGAGGAUGUGAAACAUUAAUGAGAGUGGGUUAUUUAUGAACGUGUGGCAUGUUCGCAUCCAGCUUUUGUGGCCUCCUGUGUGUAACCAGAAACAUUUUAUUGAUUGCCCUACAUGGUCCGUGAACAGUAUGUAUAAUGCAUGUCCCUUUUUCUUCCAGAAAGUCAAUAAUCUGUCUGUUGUGAGAAGAUUAGGAGUGACUGAGUGUAUUCUCCUGGUGACACAACGCAUCACCAAGUACCCUGUGCUGGUGGAACGCAUUGUGCAGAACACAGAAGGUUAAUAGACAGAGGGUUUAUGUACUUGGUCUCUACCCUCCGAUGACUCUUGAGGUUUAGGCCCGACUUUCUGUUAAAGACUGUUGGACUAGAAAGAAUAACGUUAUUUCUCCCUGAUGUUCAGUGUGUCUGAAGUUGAAUAACUAAUCAAUGAAAUGUAUUUUAUAAAGCCCUUUUUUUACAUCCAACAGUAAAACAUCACCACACUCCCUCACAGAUACCUAAAAGCCCAAAGAGCUAAGAGAAAUACCAACAUUCUGAGUGUCUGAAGUUAUCCUCCCCUUUACUCCCUCCAGUGGGGACGGAGGAACACGACGAGUUGUCCAGGUCUCUGGGUCUGAUCAAAGACUGCAUCGUCCAGGUGGAUGCCCUGGUCAACCUGCAUGAGAAGGCCUCGCGCCUCCGAGACAUCGCCCACAAGAUGGAGCCCAAGUCCCUGGGCAAGAUCAAAGAUGGCCGUGUGUUCCACAGAGAGGACCUGGCCCAGGGUCGACGCAGGCUGCUGCACGAGGGGACGGCCAACCACAAGGCUGCCUCCGGCAGACUCAAAGGUAACAGGAUGACCCUCAGGCCAGGGUUGGGGUCAAUUUAAUUUCAACUCCAGUCAAUUCAGGAAGUGCACAGAAAUUCAAAUUCUCUUCAAUGCUUUUCAAUUGGGGAAAGUUUGGAAUUUGUUUUACUUUCUGAAUUGACCUUAACCCUGCCUCAGGGGCUGCAUCUCCAAUAAUCUGAAGUAAGUGAUCUUUUCUCUUCUAUCUGUAUUGAUUUCACACAGGUCUAAAAAUGUACCUCCCCUUUUCAUUUCAGAUAUACUGGCUGUGCUUCUGUCUGACGUGCUAUUGUUACUCCAAGAGAAGGACCAGAGAUAUGUCUUCUCUGCUGUGGUGAGUCGUGAAUUCUGAUGUGUCAGUUAAUUCCGCCCUGUAACAUGACUACGCUUUGUUUUCCUCUCUGGAACGACUAACUGAAUCUGUCACACUAAAAUCCUAACUCAACUCUCAAUGGAAAUUUAGACACCGCUUCUUCUGUUUAUCUGUCUAGAACAGGGCUCUCCAACCCUGUUCCUGGAGAACUACCCUCCUGCAGGUUUACACCAGGGCUCUCCAACCCUGUUCCUGGAGAACUACCCUCCUGCAGGUUUACAUCAGGGCUCUCCAACCCUGUUCCUGGAGAACUACUCGCCCUGGUGUAAACCUGCAGGAGGGUAGCUCUCCAACCCUGUUCCUGGAGAACUACUCGCCCUGGUGUAAACCUGCAGGAGGGUAGCUCUCCAACCCUGUUCCUGGAGAACUACUCGCCCUGGUGUAAACCUGCAGGAGGGUAGCUCUCCAACCCUGUUCCUGGAGAACUACUCGUCCUGGUGUAAACCUGCAAGAGGGUAGCUCUCCAACCCUGUUCCUGGAGAACUACUCGUCCUGGUGUAAACCUGCAGGAGGGUAGCUCUCCAACCCUGUUCCUGGAGAACUACUCGUCCUGGUGUAAACCUGCAGGAGGGUAGCUCUCCAACCCUGUUCCUGGAGAACUACUCGUCCUGGUGUAAACCUGCAGGAGGGUAGCUCUCCAACCCUGUUCCUGGAGAACUACUCGUCCUGGUGUAAACCUGCAGGAGGGUAGCUCUCCAACCCUGUUCCUGGAGAACUACUCGUCCUGGUGUAAACCUGCAAGGAGGGUAGUUCUCCAGGAACAGGGUUGGAGAGCCCUGGUGUAAACCUGCAGGAGGGUAGUUCUCCAGGAACAAGGUUGGUGAGCCCUGGUGUAAACCUGCAGGAGGGUAGCUCUCCAGGAACAGGGUUGGAGAGCCCUGGUGUAAACCUGCAGGAGGGUAGUUCUCCAGGAACAGGGUUGGUGAGCCCUGGUGUAAACCUGCAGGAGGGUAGCUCUCCAGGAACAGGGUUGGAGAGCCCUGGUGUAAACCUGCAGGAGGGUAGCUCUCCAGGAACAGGUUCUAGAACUAUGAAAAGUUCCUCCAUUUUGCUUUCUGGUGUCAUUCUCUUUCAGUGUGACUUGUAGCUGCCUUGUGCCUCUCUCUCCUCCCCAGGACAACAAGCCCUCAGUGAUCUCCCUCCAGAAGUUGAUAGUGAGGGAGGUGGCCCACGAGGAGAAGGCCAUGUUCCUGAUCUGCACCUCCUCCAAAGAGCCUGAGAUGUAUGAGAUACACACUGCCUCCAAAGAGGAGCGCAACUCCUGGAUGACACACAUCCGCCAGGCCGUGGAGAGGUACACGUACACACUCUCUCUCUCUCUCUCUCGCACACCAGAGCGGAGUUGAGCGGUUGGAAAGGCGCUCCAUGUCCUUUCCUACCUCUUGGUUAAAAACCGCUCUGUGCUCACAGGAUAAAGAACUGCUGCUCCAAAUUCGCUCCAUUCAUUAAAAUUAAAAUGUAACCAACACCCAUCUACUUUUUGUGACUACCUGGACCUGCCAUUUGGUUUUGAAGUAUUCAAACCAAACCAUAUAGAUUUGAAUUAAAAGUAUUUUAAUAAACAUGAAAAGGUGACUGUAAGAGGCGCUCAUCAUUUCAAAUAGGCUACAUGUCGUAUUAAACAGCAAAUAAACACUCUAAAUAGGUCAGGAGACAGACUGGGAGCCUAAGAAGGAACGAAAAAUAAUUAUUUAGGCGAUAUUAUUUCAAGGCUAUCGUCUACAAACAAAUCAAUUGUGGAGCAUUUGUGACACACUAGCCUGGCAGGGACAUAAAAGGUGCAACAUUUUAAACACCAUUUUGUUGUAUUAAAUCAGUAUAGUCUAUAAAUUGCGCAUAUAGACUGUGAUUUAUUUAGAUAUAAAUACAAAUUAAACGAAAAAUGACUAAUUAGUGACUUUUUAAAAUCAUUUUUAGAAAGACGAGUUUGGCCAGUCUGUGGCUUCAGGCUCAUGCCAUGGUACCUGGAGAGCAGGCCAGCUGCAGAGGAUAUCCUCUCCAUGGUGCCUGGAGAGCCGGCCAGCAGUGGAGGAUAUCCUCUCCAUGGUGCCUGGAGAGCAGGCCAGCAGUGGAGAAUAUCCUCUCCAUGGUGCCUGGAGAGCAGGCCAGCAGUGGAGAAUAUCCUCUCCAUGGUGCCUGGAGAGCCGGCCAGCAGCAGAGGAUAUCCUCUCCAUGGUGCCUGGAGAGCCGGCCAGCAGCAGAGGAUAUCCUCUCCAUGGUGCCUGGAGAGCCGGCCAGCAGCAGAGGAUAUCCUCUCCAUGGUGCCUGGAGAGCAGGCCAGCAGUGGAGGAUAUCCUCUCCAUGGUGCCUGGAGAGCAGGCCAGCAGUGGAGAAUAUCCUCUCCAUGGUGCCUGGAGAGCAGGCCAGCAGUGGAGAAUAUCCUCUCCAUGGUGCCUGGAGAGCCGGCCAGCAGCAGAGGAUAUCCUCUCCAUGGUGCCUGGAGAGCCGGCCAGCAGCAGAGGAUAUCCUCUCCAUGGUGCCUGGAGAGCCGGCCAGCAGCAGAGGAUAUCCUCUCCAUGGUGCCUGGAGAGCAGGCCAGCAGCAGAGGAUAUCCUCUCCAUGGUGCCUGGAGAGCCGGCCAGCAGUGGAGAAUAUCCUCUCCAUGGUGCCUGGAGAGCAGGCCAGCAGCAGAGGAUAUCCUCUCCAUGGUGCCUGGAGAGCAGGCCAGCAGCGGAGAAUAUCCUCUCCAUGGUGCCUGGAGAGCCGGCCAGCAGUGGAGAAUAUCCUCUCCUCACUUGCAGAGGCACUGGGGAUGCUAAACAGCCUUUUGGGCACUAUUGCCAGGCUGGACAGAGAUGCAGAUUAUUAUUAUUUAUAUAUAUAUAUAUAUAUAUAUAUAUAUAUAUAUAUAUUUAUUUUUUAAUAUAGGUAGGUCUAAAGGUUUUUAGGCAAAAUAACCCAAUCAAAACGUAAAGCUUCUUGAACGUGGGAAUAUGCCAGGGCUGUUGGGCCGAAAUCAAUGAUGGCCUAUUGUAAAGAUAAUAGAACGAAAAUGAACUAAACGUUUAAGGAUCAGAUUUUUUGUUUAUAAAUACUUUGCCACAAUGUGCAUGUAGUAACUACACCAUGCUUUGGGUUUAGUUGUGGACACUACGUCACCACACUCCCUCUCUUGGGUUUAGUUGUGGACACUACGUCACCACACUCCCUCUCUUGGGUUUAGUUGUGGACACUACGUCACCACACUCCCUCUCUUGAAUUUAGUUGUGGACACUACGUCACCACACUCCCUCUCUUGGGUUUAGUUGUGGACACUACGUCACCACACUCCCUCUCUUGGGUUUAGUUGUGGACACUACGUCACCACACUCCCUCUCUUGGGUUUAGUUGUGGACACUACGUCACCACACUCCCUCUCUUGGGUUUAGUUGUGGACACUACGUCACCACACUCCCUCUCUUGGGUUUAGUUGUGGACACUACGUCACCACACUCCCUCUCUUGGGUUUAGUUGUGGACACUACGUCACCACACUCCCUCUAUUGGGUUUAGUUGUGGACACUACGUCACCACACUCCCUCUCUUGGGUUUAGUUGUGGACACUACGUCACCACACUCCCUCUCUUGGGUUUAGUUGUGGACACUACGUCACCACACUCCCUCUCUUGGGUUUAGUUGUGGACACUACGUCACCACACUCCCUCUCUUGGGUUUAGUUGUGGACACUACGUCACCACACUCCCUCUCUUGAAUUUAGUUGUGGACACUACGUCACCACACUCCCUCUCUUGGGUUUAGUUGUGGACACUACGUCACCACACUCCCUCUCUUGGGUUUAGUUGUGGACACUACGUCACCACACUCCCUCUCUUGGGUUUAGUUGUGGACACUACGUCACCACACUCCUUCUCUUGGGUUUAGUUGUGGACACUACAUCACCACACUCCCUCUCUUGGGUUUAGUUGUGGACACUACGUCACCACACUCCCUCUCUUGGGUUUAGUUGUGGACACUACGUCACCACACUCCCUCUCUUGGGUUUAGUUGUGGACACUACAUCACCACACUCCCUCUCUUGUUCUUGAUCCUCCUCAUCUUUGUAAGUCACCUUGAUUUGUCACCUGUGUGUUUUUAUCAGUUUCUUUAUGACAAUAUUUAGUGAACUCCAUGACCGUAGCUAAAGCAAGGGGCUAUAGCAGCACACAAGUAGACUACAGAUGCAUGCUGGGACGGGCACGCCCUGAGCUGGUGACGUGAGCGCUACUGGAGCGGGCGAGAAGGCCGACGCUCCAACCUUUGCGGGGAAUUUAGACGCAUCCAAUGCAAAAACAAAUUUCUCUAGCUUAAACUGACAGAUUUAUAUUGGGAUGUUUUAUAUUAUGCUAAUUAGAUUCCCACAGGUGCGCCGAUGACUCUAGGGGGUUAAAUGAUAGUAGCGCACAUCUGUGUCGCUCCAUCUUUGAACUGACCGUCGAAUAACAGUUUCCCCUGUAUCAAUAAAUCCAUAGCGCCACAGUACAAUAGAACAUGAAAAUUCGUAGCUCUUGAAACAAACCAAACACAACAAUUUUAAUUCACCCAGUAACAUUUAAUUUAGUCUAUUUAAAGUUUUCACACCUCUCCUGGACUUCCGCGGGAACAUCUUGUCCCGGAUAAAGCCACAGAUCAGGUGUGUCUCUCCUCUGAGAUGCCAACAUACGGCCAUCCAUCCGAACAAUGCAUUUAGUCCUCACACUGGCCUCUGCAAGACGAGGAUCACCUGCUUUUCCACUACACAAUCUCUCAAGCACAAGCCCACAUGGUAGGGAGUAAGACAGCUAAUAUUUUAUAUUUCAAGUUUAGACAACUUGGAUCUAUUUGCUAGCUAACCAGGUAGAACAGUUGAAUUGUUAUGAACACACCCUUCUGUCCGUCUCCAGCUGUUUGAAAAGCAUGUUAGCCUGUCCACAUUGUUCAGAUGUUGAAAUCAAGUGACCUACCUUAUUUCUCCGAAUUAGAACGAGUUGCAAAUUACUGAUAUACUUGUGUUUUUAUGAUUAUUGCACAUUUAUAAAACACAGACUAGACAGCUAGUGUGACAGUAUUUGGCUAGAAUGCUGCUAGCGGUACGACAAUGCCGCGCGCGACAAACUGAGCAUUCAUUUUCCAGAAUCAAUAUUCAUUGAUACACUCAUUUUAGAAGUGUCUGCUCUGCGUGCAAUUUGAGUAGUUGAGACAAAGAAAGGUAGUUAGAAAGGUUAACUUCUCCUCUAUUACAGUAAAAUAAUGUCUCAAUGGGUUUGUCCAUAUGACCGAUUCUGUUGGACCAAAACUGGGGGGGGGGGAGGGGCUUGGUGUGGGGGGGGGGAGGGGCUUAGUGUUUGUGGGGGGAGGGGCUUGGUGUGUGGGAGGGGCUUGGUGUGUGUGCGUAAAUGGGAAGAUGCACAGUCGCAGCAGGAAGGAAGGAGAAGAGACCAAAAGGACAUGAGAGAAAGCUGACAAAAACGCUCAUACUUUUAAAAAAAAAACAUUAUAAACAUGUUUCUUUCAAGACAGGCAUCUGAAAUAUCGUGCCAAAACAUACAUUCAAAUGAAUUCUAUAUAUCACCCAGCCCUAUCUCCUUCCCUCUUCUAUAUAUCACCCAGCCCUAUCUCCUUCCCUCUUCUAUAUAUCACCCAGCCCUAUCUCCUUCCCUCUUCUAUAUAUCACCCAGCCCUAUCUCCUUCCCCCUUCUAUAUAUCACCCAGCCCUAUCUCCUUCCUCUUCUAUAUAUCACCCAGCCCUAUCUCCUUCCCUCUUCUAUAUAUCACCCAGCCCUAUCUCCUUCCCCCUUCUAUAUAUCACCCAGCCCUAUCUCCUUCCCCCUUCUAUAUAUCACCCAGCCCUAUCUCCUUCCCCCUUCUAUAUAUCACCCAGCCCUAUCUCCUUCCCUCUUCUGUAUAUCACCCAGCCCUAUCUCCUUCCCUCUUCUGUAUAUCACCCAGCCCUAUCUCCUUCCCUCUUCUAUAUAUCACCCAGCCCUAUCUCCUUCCCUCUUCUAUAUAUCACCCAGCCCUAUCUCCUUCCCCCUUCUAUAUAUCACCCAGCCCUAUCUCCUUCCCUCUUCUAUAUAUAACCCAGCCCUAUCUCCUUCCCCCUUCUAUAUAUCACCCAGCCCUAUCUCCUUCCCUCUUCUAUAUAUCACCCAGCCCUAUCUCCUUCCCUCUUCUAUAUAUCACCCAGCCCUAUCUCCUUCCCCCUUCUAUAUUCACCCAGCCCUAUCUCCUCCCCCCUUCUAUAUAUCACCCAGCCCUAUCUCCUUCCCCUUCUAUAUAUCAACCCAGCCCUAUCUCCUUCCCUCUUCUAUAUAUCACCCAGCCCUAUCUCCUUCCCUCUUCUAUAUAUCACCCAGCCCUAUCUCCUUCCCCCCUUCUAUAAUCACCCAGCCCUAUCUCCUUCCCUCUCUAUAUAUCACCCAGCCCUAUCUCCUUCCCUCUUCUAUAUAUAACCCAGCCCUAUCUCCUUCCCCCUUCUAUAUAUCACCCAGCCCUAUCUCCUUCCCCCUUCUAUAUAUCACCCAGCCCUAUCUCCUUCCCCCUUCUAUAUAUCACCCAGCCCUAUCUCCUUCCCUCUUGCUCGUCCACUCUUUCUCUCCAGUGUUAAACACUUAAGGGCUUUUCACACUACUGAGCCGAACCGAACCAAGCUGGACUGGUUACGCAGCCACCACAUUUAUUGGAACCGUGCUGAAAAUAACUUUUAUCAAGAGUCUCUGCUUAGUUUGGGUCGGCACGGUGAAAAGUCCUGCCCGUUCGUACAGCUCUCAACCAUACAGCUCCUUCACAGGUGUUGAUGCAGCAUUGAGGACCCAUUUGUGUAUCCACAAAGCACCUCAGAGUAGGAGUGCUGACCUAGGGUCAGAUCCUCACCUGUCCAUAUAAUGUUAUUCAUAAUGAUCUAAAAGGCAAAACUGGUCCUAGAUCAGCACUCCUACUCUGAAAUGCUUUGUGGAUACGAUCCCAGCUCAUUAAAACACGUCAUUACCUCUGCCUGGCCUGUGGCAUUUAAUGUUGCCAUUUCAUUCUCAUGACCUUUUACAAGAUGUGGCAGUCAUGGGAUGUCUUGUACAUGGUCACAGACCCAACUACUCUGGCAGAGGUCAUCUUGUGUGAGGUCUGGGUCUUCAACUCCCAGCACCACCAUAUAGCUGGUGAGAGACCGUGUGGCGCUGUGCCUAACAACCAUCUUUCACUCCAGCUGAACAUACUGUACUUGUACUCCUGAGUGGCGCAGUGGUCUAAGGCACUGCAUCGCAGUGCUAACUGUGCCACUAGAGAUCCUGGUUGGAAUCCAGGCUCUGUCGCAGCCGGCCGCGACCGGGAGACUCAUGGGGCGGCGCACAAUUGGCCCAGCGUCGUCCAGGGUAGGGUAGGGAAUGGCCGGCAGGGAUGUAGCUCAGUUGAUAGAGCGUGGCGUUUGCAACGCCAGGGUUGUGGUUUUGAUUCCCACGGGGGGGGGGCAGUAUAAAAAAAAUUAAAAAAAAUGUAUUCACUAACUGUAAGUCGCUCUGGAUAAGAGCGUCUGCAAAAUGACUAAAAUGUAAAAUGUAAUAUAAAACAUCAGGUGGUUAUAAUACUGCUCCUCAAUGGGACCUGAACAUACUGUAUAACAUCAGGUGGUUAUAAUACUGCUCCUCAAUGGAACCUGAACAUACUGUAUAACAUCAGGUGGUUAUAAUACUGCUCCUCAAUGGGACCUGAACAUACUGUAUAACAUCAGGUGGUUAUAAUACUGCUCCUCAAUGGGACCUGAACAUACUGUAUAACAUCAGGUGGUUAUAAUACUGCUCCUCAAUGGGACUAAGUGGUUGAAAAGAGAACCUCGAUACACAGUUGAUCCCCAGGACUGGAGUUGAGAAACACUGCUUUGUAUCUAAACCCAAGGCAUUGAGUCCUAGCUAACUCACCUCUCUCUCUCUCUCUCUCUCUCUCUCCUCUCUCUCUCUCUCUCUCUCUCUCUCUCUCUGUCUGUGUGUCUCUCUCUCUCUCUCUCUGUCUCUCUGUCUGUGUGUCUCUCCCUCUCUCUCCCUCUCCCUCUCCCUCUCCCUCUCCCUCUCCCUCUCUCUCUCUCUCUCCAGUUGUCCACACACUGAGGAGAGACUCUUCAGUGAGGAGGAGGAGGAGGCUCGAGCCGCCAGAUUCAAAGAGUUCCAAGGUAACUUACAACGACAGACCAAUGGCCUCGUCUUUCUGUAAUCGAGUCAUGUUGAUGCUAGGGCACGAGGCGGUGGUCAUACGCCAGUCAACAUUCACCUUCAAUGUUUCUAUUCCUGGCAAUUCAUGUAAUUAGGAGAACUCUCUCUUCCUUUCUCUGUGUCUCCUCUCCCAGUGCGUCUGAGCCAGAAGGACGGCCAGAUCGUGGCGGAUCUGACAGAGAAGCUGCAGCUGUUUUCAGACAUGGGAGAGUCUGGUCCUGGGGAUACGGCCUGCCGCUCCCACCUGCUGCUGCGAGGUGACGCCUCAGACCUCCACCAGGGGGAGACACUGCUCAAGGGAGCCAUCACCGAUGGUACAACACACACACACACACACACACACACACACACACACACCCACACACACACACCAGAGUAUGUGAGUGGUCGGAUAUCCCGCUCAUGGAGUGGUGCUUGCACCCCAGAGUAUUUUAAUAAACAACAUGAAAAGGUGACUGUAAGAAGCGCUCAUCAUUUCAAAUAGGCUACACGUCGUAUUAAACAGCAUGUAAACACUCUAAAUAGGUCAGGAGACAGACAGGGAGCCUAAGAAGGAACGAAAAAGAAUUAUUUAGGCGAUAUUAUUUCAGUUAUUUCAAGGCUAUAGCCAACAAACAAAUCAAUUGUGGAGCAUUUGCGAGAGCGACACACUAGGCUGGCAGGGACAUUAAGCACUCAGCAUUUAAACAACAUUUUGUUGUAUUAAAUCAUUAUAGUCUGUAAAUUGCACAUAUAGACUCUGACUCACUUAGAAUUAAUUACAAAUUAAACAAAAAAUGACUUAUUAGGCUCCAUCUACAGUGCCUUUUGAAUUCAUUUUUUAGAAAUACGAGUUUGGAUAGAGUCUAUGGCUUCAGGCUCAUCGAUGGUGCCUGGAGAUCAAAUCAAAUCAAAUGUUAUUGGUCACAUGCGCCGAAUACAACAGGUGCAGACAUUACAGUGAAAUGCUUACUUACAGCCCUUAACCAACAGUGCAUUUAUUUUAACAAAAAAAGUAAAAAUAAAACAACAACAAAAAAAGUGGAGAUCAGUGGAGAAUACCACUGCAGAGUCACUGGGGUUGCUAAAAACCCAUCACCUUGAUUUUACACCUGUCUGCUUCUUUUUGAAAACAGUAGCUAAAGCAAGAGCAUGCUGGGCCGGGCACGCCCUGAGCUGGUGGUGCCAAAUAGCAGCGGGGGAGAAGGUCGACGCUACAGCCUUUGGGGAGACUUGCUCAGCGCUCCAGUCAAAUUGAGCACGCCUCACUCCACUCAUAUACUCUUGACACACGCGCACACGACACACGCGACACACUACACGACACAAACAACACCGGUUACACACAACACACACUUAACACAGCCACAACGACACACGGAACACACACUUACACGAAACCACACGGUACACACGGACACACGACACACUACAACACACACUUACACACGUACACACACACACUACCACAACACAACUUACAACACACACACACACACAUCACACACAACACACACACACACACACACACAACACAACACACACACACACACACACACACACAACACACACACACACUAACACACACGCACACACACACAACACACACACCCACACACACCACACCACACACACACACACACAACACACACACACAACACACACACACUAACACACACACACACACACACACACACACACACACACACACACACACUACUUACACACACACAGCAAAACUUACACACACCACACACUUACACCACACACACACACACUUACACACGCACACUAACACACGCACACAACACUUACACACACACACUACACACCACACACACUUACACAACACACACACCACACGACACUUACACACACUAACAACACUACAACACACACACUUACACACACACACCACACUUAACACACUACACCACACUUACACACAACACACUUACACACCACUUACACACACACACACACACACACACACACACACACACACACACACACCACACACUUACACACACACACACCACACACUUACUUACACACUCUUAUACACACUUACACACACACUUACACACACUUAUAUACACACACACAAGGUACAACACAGGAAACACACAACACAGGACAGUCCAGAAUAUACAGACAGCACUUCACUGAAGGUAAAAUACAAUGGCUGCUGUUAUAGUGUAUACGGUUCUGGCUCUAGCUGAGAACAACAUAAGAUAUGAUUAAACUUAUUCACAAAUCAUUGAAAUCAAAUCACUCUUUAUUUACAGUGAAUUCUGAAAGUUUUCAGACCCCUUGAAUUUUUCCACAUUUUGUUACGUUACAGCUUUAUUCUAAAAUUGAUUAAAUAAAUAGAAAUCUUCAUCAAUCUACACACAAAACCCCAUAAUGACAAAGAGAAAACAGGCUUUUAGAAAUGUUUGCAAAUGUAUUACAAAUAAACAGAUACCUUAUUUACAUAAAUAUUCAGACUCUUUGCUAUGAGACUCAAAAUUUAGCCCAGGUGGAUCCUGUUUCCAUUGGUCAUCCUUGAGAUGUUUCUACAACUUGAUUAUUGGAGUCCACCUGUGGUAAAUUCAAUUGAUUGGACAUGAUUUGGAAAGGCACACACCUGUCUAUAUAAGGUCCCUCAGUUGACAGUGCAUGUCAGAGCAAAAACCAAGCCAUGAGGUCGAAGGAAUUGUCUGUAGAGCUCCGAGACAGGAUUGUGUCGACGCACAGAUCUGGGGAAGGGUACCUAAACAUUUAUUCAGCAUUGAAGGUCCCCAAGAACACAGUGGCCUCCAUCAUUCUUAAAUGGAAGAAGUUUAGAACCACCAAGACUCUUCCUAGAGCUGGCCGCCCGGCCAAAGUGAGCUAUCGGGGGAGAAGGUCCUUGGUCAGGGAGGUGACCAAGAACCCGAUAGUCACUCUGACAGAGCUCUAGAGUUCCUCUGUGGAGAUGGGAGAACCUUCCAGAAGGACAACCAUCUCUGCAGCACUCCACCAAUCAGGCCUUUGGUGGAGAGACCUGAAAAUAGCUGUGCAGCGACGCUCCCCAUCCAACCUGACAGAGUUUGAGAGGAUCUGGGAGAAACUCCCCCAAUACAUGUGUGCCAAGCUUGUAGGGACAUAGCCAAGAAGACACCAGGCUGUAAUCGCUGCCAAAGACAACUUAUGUAAAUUAAAUAUUUCAGUUUUUGUUGUGCAAAAAUGUCUAAAAACCUGUUUUUACUUUGUCGUUAUGGGGUAUUGUGUGUAGAUUGAUGAGAAAGAAAAAAAAAACUCCUCACUAUGUUACUAUAGGGGGGUCAGCUCCUCACUAUGUUACUAUAGGGGGGUCAGCUCCUCACUAUGUUACUAUAGGGGGGUCAGCUCCUCACUAUGUUACUAUAGGGGGGGUCAGCUCCUCACUAUGUUACUAUAGGGGGGUCAGCUCCUCACUAUGUUACUAUAGGGGGGUCAGCUCCUCACUAUGUUACUAUAGGGGGGUCAGCUCCUCACUAUGUUACUAUAGGGGGGUCAGCUCCUCACUAUGUUACUAUAGGGGGGUCAGCUCCUCACUAUGUUACUAUAGGGGGGGUCAGCUCCUCACUAUGUUUACUAUAGGGGGGUCAGCUCCUCACUAUGUUACUAUAGGGGGGUCAGCUCCUCACUAUGUUACUAUAGAGGGGGUCAGCUCCUCACUAUGUUACUAUAGGGGGGUCAGCUCCUCACUAUGUUACUAUAGGGGGGGUCAGCUCCUCACUAUGUUACUAUAGGGGGUCAGCUCCUCACUAUGUUACUAUAGGGGGGUCAGCUCCUCACUGUGUUACUAUAGGGGGUCAGCUCCUCACUGUGUUACUAUAGGGGGGUCAGCUCCUCACUAUGUUACUAUAGGGGGGUCAGCUCCUCACUGUGUUACUAUAGGGGGUCACUCCUCACUGUGUUACUAUAGGGGGGGUCAGCUCCUCACUAUGUUACUAUAGGGGGGUCAGCUCCUCACUAUGUUACUAUAGGGGGGUCCUCCUCCUAUUUAGGGGUCAGCUCCUCACUAUGUUACUAUAGAGGGGGUCAGCUCCUCACUAUGUUACUAUAGGGGGGUCAGCUCCUCACUAUGUUACUAUAGGGGGGUCAGCUCCUCACUAUGUUACUAUAGGGGGGUCAGCUCCUCACUAUGUUACUAUAGGGGGUCAGCUCCUCACUAUGUUACUAUAGGGGGGUCAGCUCCUCACUAUGUUACUAUAGGGGGGUCAGCUCCUCACUACGUUACUAUAGGGGGGUCAGCUCCUCACUACGUUACUAUAGGGGGGUCAGCUCCUCACUAUGUUACUAUAGGGGGGGUCAGCUCCUCACUAUGUUACUAUAGGGGGGUCAGCUCCUCACUACGUUACUAUAGGGGGGUCAGCUCCUCACUAUGUUACUAUUAGGGGGGUCAGCUCCUCACUAUGUUACUAUAGGGGGGUCAGCUCCUCACUAUGUUACUAUAGAGGGGGGUCAGCUCCUCACUAUGUUACUAUAGGGGGGUCAGCUCCUCACUAUGUUACUAUAGGGGGGUCAGCUCCUCACUAUGUUACUAUAGAGGGGGUCAGCUCCUCACUAUGUUACUAUAGGGGGGUCAGCUCCUCACUAUGUUACUAUAGGAGGGGUCAGCUCCUCACUAUGUUACUAUAGGGGGUCAGCUCCUCACUAUGUUACUAUAGGGGGGUCAGCUCCUCACUAUGUUUCUAUAGGGGGGUCAGCUCCUCACUAUCUUGUCUAUCUUAGGGUCAGCCUUAAACAUUAUUAAUCAUCCUCCUCUUGUCUACUAAGGACUCCAUCUUUACUAUCGCUCCUCUUCUUCUAUCCUCCUCCUGACUCCAGGUCGCCCCAGAUGGGGGAGUCUUCAAGAACUGUGCUCUCAUGUGUAUUGAGCCAGCUCCAGUCAGGGAGGGCUCAGGGUCCGGGCUUUGCAAGAGGGGGCAGCCCCUUGUUUGGGGGUUGCAGCGCCCCACUCAUCUACAAGGGUGAGUCCACUAUGUUCUGGGGGUGUAUCCCAAAGAUAUCAGGCAGAAUCUAAUGUUAAUAGGGGUCCUCAUAUUGUAUAUAUAAGGGGGUCAGCUCUCACUAUGUUAUAUAGAGGGGGCAGCUCCUCACUAUGUUACUAUAGGGGGGUCAGCUCCUCACUAUGUUACUAUAGAGGGGGUCAGCUCCUCACUAUGUUACUAUAGGGGGGUCAGCUCCUCACUAUGUUACUAUAGGGGGGUCAGCUCCUCACUAUGUUACUAUAGAGGGGGUCAGCUCCUCACUAUGUUACUAUAGGGGGGUCAGCUCCUCACUAUACUUGUCACUACUUAAGACAGCCUUUAAAAGGUUAAAUCCAUCUCUCUCUCUCUAUGCCUCAUCUACUAGACCUCUCUCAUUUCUCUCUCUCUACUCUCUCCUCUUCUCUCUCUCUCUCCUCUGUCUUCUUCCUCUCUCUCCUCCUCUCCUGCCUCCCCCUCCCCAGUGGAGAGUCUUCAGAACCUGUUGCUCUCUGGUGUGAUCGAGCCAGCUCCACGUCCAGCGGAGGGCUCAGGGUCCGGGGCUCUGCCCAGGAGAGCAGACACCUUUGGGGGCUAUGACAGCAGCCCCAUCAUCCUCAACAAGAGUGAGUCCACUCUGCUCUGGGCUGUAUCCACAAAGCAUCUCAGAGCAGGAAUGCUGAUGUAAUAGCUGUCCAUAUAAUCAUUUAUUAUGAUCUAAAAGGCGUUUCUGUCUGUGUGUGCAUGUUAGAAGGCAUUGUGAAGAAGAUCCACAGUGGAGGGGACAAGGCCAGAGACGGGAACCAGAAAGGCCGCUCUGACCCCCAGCUUAAGAAGAUCCAGGCUAGCCAGACCCUGGAGCAGGCACAGGUGGGUGAAGUACACACACACACACACACACACACACACACACACCCUACACAAUAGUCAGUAGGGUAGCUAGUGACUAGGGCAAGGCAGAAGCUGGUUUACUCCAUCACUUAGGAAUUUCCUAUUUAGGGAAAUGCUACUGCUUCCUGUUAUGAUUUAUGUCUCAUCACACGUGAAGGUUAAUAUCAAUAUGUACUUUAAUCCCUGAUGGGAUAUGUCAUAAAAUGUGUAAUGUUGUGUGAUGUACAGGCUGAUGAUGAUGAUGAUGAUGAGGAGGAGGAAGAGGCCUCUCCAGCCAUCUGGAACACCAUCUGGUCCAACACCUUCCCUGAGGCUGAGGUAGGAGAUGUGCUCGUUUCAUUUGGGAUUUUAACCUCUGUUAAACUUCUUCAAUCCUCAUGUUUUAUUAUGGCCUCUAAAAGGUGUACCAAGAGUGUCCAAACCAUAGGUAUAAAACAGUUGUAUGUCUCUGGCACUAACCUAGAGUUGUCUGUUGACGUUCUCUUUCCUAACGUUCCUGUUUCUGCCUUAACCAGUUCUUUGACCGGGUGCUGAUGCUGUCCCAGAGACUCUACAGCCUGCAGGUAAACAAAACCGCAACACUCACGUUUCCCUAGAUACACUCACGUUUCCCUAGAUACACUCACGUUUCCCUAGAUACACUCACGUUUCCCUAGAUACACUCACGUUUCCCUAGAUACACUCACGUUUCCCUAGAUACACUCACGUUUCCCUAGAUACACUCACGUUUCCCUAGAUACACUCACGUUUCCCUAGAUACACUCACGUUUCCCUAGAUACACUCACGUUUCCCUAGAUACACUCACGUUUCCCUAGAUACACUCACGUUUCCCUAGAUACACUCACGUUUCCCUAGAUAGCCUCUCGACAACCUCUCCACAUCCACUUAACUGCUCAUACUCCACAUACAUGCUAGAAUGUAGCUCUCCUCCUGUCCUGUCCUGUCUGUGUGUGUGUGACUGGGCCAUGAACAAUCAACGGGACUGCAUGUAGUUCUCCUGUCCUGUCUGUGUGUGUGACUGGGCCAUGAACAUCAACGUUACUGAAGUCUUCCAUACUUACCAGGCCUAGACACCAAAACCUGUCUGUCUGCAUGUCAACACACGUUAAAAUGACAUCACAUGGAGACUGCUAGACUCGCCUUUUGAUUGGUUAUGGUCUGUGACCACAAGCCUUACGCUUUCUAGAAGUUGACCCACAUCUCUCCUCCCCUCUCCUCUCCCCCCCCCCCCCCUUCAGGCCAUCAUCGCCCAGCAGGACAGCUACAUCGAGCUGCAACGCGCCUCCCUCAACGAGCGCGCCUCCUUCCCUGGCCGUCACCGCGGCAACGUGCUCCUGGAGCAGGAGAAACAGAGGACUCUGGUCCUGCAGAGGGAAGAGAUGGCCAGCUUCCACAAGCUGCAGUCGCAGCACCGUCAGGAGCAGGUGGGGGUGGGAAUCAGUGGAAAUGGAAGCAUCCUUCAUUUGAUUCCAUAGUAGCCUUCCAGGUCGUCUUCAUCACAGCUCUGCCGUGCAGAUGAUUCAACGUCACAAUGCUAGAAGAAAGGAAGCACGUUAACAUGAUCAUCAUGAUCAUUUCUUGUUCAAAAUAAUGGAAUGUCAUAUUUUGAGUUGAAUGUUGCUACUGGUCUGUACAGACUAUAUGCUACAUGGCUGUGCAAUGCUAAUGAAAUCAACAGUUCAUUAAACUAACAAACUCGUAGGCUGCCCUGAUCACAGUCAAACCACAUUUUAUAGUAGGCUAAGAAUAUAAGGAAAUAUAACAAUCAAAUACAAAUAAUAUUUUUCCCCACACAACUUGCGUCACGGCAACGUGUGGAACCGCUGUCCCCAAAAAUAAUAAGAAGGUGAUAUUUUGAAACUGAGCCCAAGACAAGCCCAUGCUUUGGAUCCAAGUGUCUUCUUUCCUACCAUCACUCCGCUUUGUUAGGGAGCAUGCGUGAGUGUAUUCAUCAUGAUACCCAGAGAAUAUAAUAACAAUCUAUAUUUUCAAAAGCAUGUGAGUCUAGUGAUCAUAUUUCACAACCUCCGCAGGAUUUUGGAGUUGCCUUUUUAUGCGAUCAAGCCAAAAUAAUAGACCUACACUUGAUUUAGGCUACAUUAUAGCACGCUAAAUGUUUCUGAUCAGUGACAGAUGAACUAUACCACCUCCACUUAUUUGCCCAGCCAGGGAAUUAACAAAAUAUACAGAUUUGAGAUUCAGUGAAACAAAAUCACAUUGAUUGAUUUAAGACACAGGCUUUUGGUCAGGAGCCUAGGUUACUAAGCAACUGCGAGUCAAGAGCAAAAUAAUCCACUUGCUAAACUACAUUUUAACAUUCUGGCAAAAUGUGUGCUAAUCAGUGCUAAUAAUUGAGCCGACUAGACAAGGUGAUUAUGAGCAACACUCACAUCAACUUAGCAUUUCCACAGCCUAAUGGUAGCCUAACCAAUAUCCAAACGGAGAUUUAGUGAAAAAAAAUGUAUUGAUUUAUUAAGACGAGCCCCCACGCUUGUCUAAAAGCAGCGCGAAACGGUGCUGAAAUAGUUGACCACCCACGGCUAGGCUAUUGCUUCAAAUGUAUUAUAUAAUAUAACAAUUGGAUGACUUUGGGAGUUUCAAUAAGCAACUAUUUGAUGCCUUCAAAACAACAAAAAAUCCUGCAAAUGCGCAGAAAUCUCAGUAUCCUUAGCCACAGAACAUUUUCGGGUUCCAGAAAAUCCAGAACCGCAGCCACUCCGAAGCAAAAAGACACUAUACCCGUCUGCGUGAAGUAGAGUUGAACCUUGUGUUUGUCCCCAGGCUCGCUGGGAGAAGGAGCGUCAGCGCCACCGGCUGCAGGCCGAGGACAUGGAGGCGAGGCUGAGGCAGAGAGAGGAGGAGUGCAGGAGGCUGGAGGAGAAGCUGGCGGAAGACAGGGAGGAGCUGGAGAGGCAGAGAGAGACAUACCAACAGGAUCUGGAGAGACUGAGGGAGUCGACCCGUACCGUGGACAAGGAGAAGGAACGCCUGGAGCAGCAGAGGAAGAUCAAGAGGAAGACCAUUGAGGUGGGGAUGACAUCACAUUACACUUACCUCCUAUAUCCAUGUGCAUCUCUCCGCUAUCCAACCAGCACCAGUCACACAUGGCUAAAACACUAGCCCCAACCCCACACCUCAUCGGUGGUUAACAACUAAAGCUUUGGAGUUAUCUGGUGACCUACCAACCCAAUUCACCAAGCCUGGUCCCAGUAAUCAAGCCCAUGACCCAAGAAUUAGGGUUUCCACUAGAUGGCACAAACACAAAGUCAAAAUUGUCUAUAUCCUAAACAUUCAUGAUUUUCUUUUAGCUUUUUGGUCUUAAUUUAAGAUUAGGCAUAAGGUUAGCAGUGUGGUUAGGGUUAAGGUUAGUUUUUAAAUCACAUUUUAAGAAGAUAAAUUGUAGAAAUAGGCAGGGUUUAUGACUUUGUGGCUGUGGUAACUAGUGACGACCAAGAAGGAGCCAUUUUGGAAACCCACACUGAUCUCUUCUCCCCAUAGAGAUAGACAGAAGACUCAUCUUUGUAUCUGUGCUAUUCGAUUGUCUGUGACAGCAUGGCCAGCUCCGUUGAUGCAAUCUCCAUUUUGAAGUAGUCAAUUUUCUUCUUUACUAUUGGCUGAUCCCUCCUGAUGAUGCGGUUGGACAUGACUCCAACAGGUUCACCAGGAGGGAUCAGCCAAUGAAGUUGGACGUCCCAUCCAGUUGACUACAUUAAAAUGGUGGAAGCCAUUUUGCCUAAGUGUAUUUAUUUAAACUGUUGUGGCUGCUCUUCAAAUAUCCCAAAUCUCAUCUCAACUGAUCACACUUAGGCAAUGGUUUUUUUUUUUUUUUUUUGUCAUUUAGCAGACGCUCUUAUCCAGAGCGACUUACAGGAGCAAUUAGGGUUAAGUGCCUUGCUUAAGGGCACAUCGACAGAUUUUUCACCUAGUCAGCUUGGGGAUUAGAACCAGCGACCUUUCGGUUACUGGCACAACGCUCUUACCCACUAAGCUACCUGCCGCCCUGUCUCAAUACACAGCACCCAGCUAGCUAUUUAUCACAAUACACAUCACCCAGCUGUCUAUCUAUCACAAUACACAGCACCCAGCUAGCGAACUAUCACAAUACACAGCACCCAGCUAGCGAACUAUCACAAUACACAGCACCCAGCUAGCGAACUAUCACAAUACACAGCACCCAGCUAGCUAUCAAUCACAAUACACAUCACCCAGCUAGCGUACUAUCACAAUACACAGCACCCAGCUAGCGUACUAUCACAAUACACAGCACCCAGCUAGCUGACUGUCACAAUACACAGCACCCAGCUAGCGUACUAUCACAAUACACAGCACCCAGCUAGCUAUCUAUCACAAUACACAGCACCCAGCUAGCUAUCUAUCACAAUACACAUCACCCAGCUAGCUAUCUAUCACAAUACACAGCACCCCGCUAGCGAACUAUCACAAUACACAGCACCCAGCUUUAAUAUUGCAGAUAGGUUGUAGCUUCCAUCAAUGUAAUUGUCUGCUUCACUUCCAAUCCCCCAUACAUUUUUUUGCAUAUACAGUGGGGAGAACAAGUAUUUGAUACACUGCCAAUUUUGCAGGUUUUCCUACUUACAAAGCAUGUAGAGGUCUGUAAUUUGUAUCAUAGGUACACUUCAACUGUGAGAGACGGAAUCUAAAACAAAAAUCCUGAAAAUCACAUUGUAUGAUUUUUAAGUAAUUAAUUUGCAUUUUAUUGCGUGACAUAAGUAUUUGAUCACCUACCAACCAGUAAGAAUUCCGGCUCUCACAGACCUGUUCGUUUUUCUUUAAGAAGCCCUCCUGUUCUCCACUCAUUACCUGUAUUAUCUGCACCUGUUUGAACUUGUUACCUGUAUAAAAGACACCUGUCCACACACUCAAUCAAACAGACUCCAACCUCUCCACAAUGGCCAAGACCAGAGAACUGUGUAAGGACAUCAGGGAUACAAUUGUAGACCUGCACAAGGCUGGGAUGGGCUACAGGACAAUAGGCAAGCAGCUUGGUGAGAAGGCAACAACUGUUGGCACAAUUAUUAGAAAAUGGAAGAAGUUCAAGAUGACGGUCAAUCACCCUCGGUCUGGGGCUCCAUGCAAGAUCUCACCUCGUGGGGCAUCAAUGAUCAUGAGGAAGGUGAGGGAUCAGCCCAGAACUACACGGCAGGACUUGAUCAAUGACCUGAAGUGAGCUGAGACCACAGUCUCAAAGAAAACCAUUAGUAACACACUACGCCGUCAUGGAUUAAAAUCCUGCAGCACACGCAAGGUCCCCCUGCUCAAGCCAGCGCAUGUCCAGGCCCGUCUGAAGUUUGCCAAUGACCAUCUGGAUGAUCCAGAGGAGGAAUGGGAGAAGGUCAUGUGGUCUAAUGAGACAAAAAUAGAGCUUUUUGGUCUAAACUCCACGCUCCGUGUUUGGAGGAAGAAGAAGGAUGAGUACAACCCCAAGAACACCAUCCCAACCGUGAAGCAUGGAGGUGGAAACGUCAUUCUUUGGGGAUGCUUUUCUGCAAAGGGGACAGGACGACUGCACCGUAUUGAGGGGAGGAUGGAUGGGGCCAUGUAUCGCGAGAUCUUGGCCAACAACCUCCUUCCCUCAGUAAGAGCAUUGAAGAUGGGUCGUGGCUGGGUCUUCCAGCAUGACAACGACCCGAAACACACAGCCAGGGCAACUAAGGAGUGGCUCCGUAAGAAGCAUCUCAAGGUCCUGGAGUGGCCUAGCCAGUCUCCAGACCUGAACCCAAUAGAAAAUCUUUGGAGGGAGCUGAAAGUCCGUAUUGCCCAGCGACAGCCCCGAAACCUGAAGGAUCUGGAGAAGGUCUGUAUGGAGGAAUGGGACAAUAUCCCUGCUGCAGUGUGUGCAAACCUGGUCAAGACCUACAAGAAACGUAUGAUCUCUGUAAUUGCAAACAAAGGUUUCUGUACCAAAUAUUAAGUUCUGCUUUUCUGAUGUAUCAAAUACUUAUGUCAUGCAAUAAAAUGCAAAUUAAUUACUUAAAAAUCAUACAAUGUGAUUUUCUGGAUUCCGUCUCUCACAGUUGAAGUGUACCUAUGAUAAAAAUUACAGACCUCUACAUGCUUUGUAAGUAGGAAAACCUGCAAAAUCGGCAGUGUAUCAAAUACUUAUUCUCCCCACUGUGUGUGUGUGUGUAUGUGUAUGUGUGUGUGUAUAUAUAUAUAUUACCAGUCAAAAGUUUGGACACACCUACUCAUUCAAGGGUUUUUCUUUAUUUUUUACUAUUUAUUUACAUUGUAGAAUAAUAGUGAAGACAUCAAAACUAUAAAAUAACACACAUGGAAUCAUGUAGUAACCAAAAAAGUGUUAAUCAAAUCAAAAUAUAUUUGAGAUUCUUCAAAUAGCCACCCUUUGCCUUGAUGACAGCUUUGUGCACUCUUGGCAUUCUCUCAAUCAGAUUCAUAAGAUAGUCACCUGGAAUACAUUUCAAUUAACAUCUGUGCCUUCUUAAAAGGUAAUUUGUGGCAUUUUUUUCCUCAUGCGUUUGAGCCAAACAAUUGUGUUUUGACAAGGUAGGGGGGGAUAUACAGAAGAUAGCCCUAUUUGGUAAAAUAUCAAGUCCAUAUUAUGUCAAGAACAGCUCAAAUAAGCAAAGAGAAACAACAGUCCAUCAUUACUUUAACAUUUACAUUUUAGUCAUUUAGCAGACGCUCUUAUCCAGAGCGACUUACAGUUAGUGAGUGCAUACAUUAUUUUUUGUAUUUUUCAUACUGGCCCCCUGUGGGAAUCAAACCCACAACCCUGGCGUUGCAAACGCCAUGCUCUACCAACUGAGCUACAUCCCUGCCGGCCAUUCCCUCCCCUACCCUGGACGACGCUAGGCCAAUUGUGCGCCGCCCCAUGGGUCUCCCGGUCGCGGCCGGCUACGACAGAGCCUGGAUUCAAACCAGGAUCUCUAGUGGCACAGCUAGCACUGUGAUGCAGUGCCUUAGACCACUGCGCCACUCGGGAGGUUAAGACAUGAAGGUCAGUCAAUACGGGACAUUUUAAGAACUUUUAAAGUUUAUUCAAGUGCAGUCGCAAAAACCAUCAAGCGCUAUGAUGAAACUGGCUCUCAUGAGGACCGCCACUGGAAUGGAAGACCCAGAGUUACCUCUGCUGCAGAGGAUAAGUUCAUUAGAGUUACCAGCCUCAGAAAUUGCAGCCCAAAUAAAUGCUUCACAGAGUUCAAGUAACAGACACAUCUCAACAUCAACUUUUCAGAGGAGACUGUGUGAAUCAGGCCUUCAUGGUCGAAUUGCUGCAAAUAAACCACUACUAAAGGACACCAAUAAGAAGAAGAUAAUUGCUUGGGCCAAGAAACACGAGCAAUGGCCAUUAGACCGGUGGAAAUUUGUCCUGUGGUCUGGAGUCCAAAUUGGAGAUUUUUGGUUCCAGCCGCCUUGGCUUUGUGAGACGCGGUGUGGGUGAACGGAUGAUCUCCGCAUGUGAAGUUCCCAACGUAAAACAUGGAGGAGGUGGUGUUAUGGUGUGGGGGUGCUUUGCUGGUGACACUGUCUGUGAUUUAUUAUGAAUUCAAGACACACUUAACCAGCAUGGCUACCACAGCAUUCUGCAGCGAUAUGCCGUCCCAUCAGGUUUGGGCUUAGUGGGACUAUCAUUUGUUUUUCAACAGGACAAUGACCCAACACACCUCCAGGCUGUGUAAGGGCUAUUUUACCAAGAAGGAGAGUGAUGGAGUGCUGCAUCAGAUGACCUGGCCUCCACAAUCCCCCGACCUCAACCCAAUUGUGAUGGUUUGGGACGAGUCGGACCACAGAGUGAAGGAAAAGCAGCCUACAAGUGCUCAGCGAAUGUGGGAACUCCUUCAUGACUGUUGGAAAAGCAUUCCAGGUGAAGCUGGUUGAGAGAAUGCCAAGAGUGUGCAAAGCUGUCAUCAAAGCAAAUGGUGGCUAUUUGAAGAAUCUCAAGUAUAACAUAUAUUUUAUUUUGUUUAACACUUUGUGAAGUGCACCAGUCCCUCCUGCAGCAAAGCGCCCCCACAGCAUGAUGCUGCCACCCCCUUGCUUCAUGGUUGGGAUGGUGUUCUUCGGCUUGCAAGGUCCCCCUUUUCCCUCCAAACAUAACGAUGGUCAUUAUGGGCAAACAGUUCUAUUUUUGUUUCAUCAGACCAGAGGACAUUUCUCCAAAAAGUAAGAUCUUUGUCCCCAUGUGCAGUUGCAAACCGUAGUCUGUCUUUUUUAUGGAGGUUUUGGAGCAGUGGCUUCUUCCUUGCUGAGCGGCCUUUCAGGUUAUGUCGAUAUAGGACUCGUUUUACUGUGGAUAUAGAUACUUUUGUACCUGUUUCCUCCAGCACCAAUGUACGUUCAUCUCUAGGAGACAGAACGCGUCUCCUUCCUGAGCGGUAUGAUGGCUGUGUGGUCCCAUGGUGUUUAGACUUGCAUACUAUUGUUUGUACAGAUGAACGUGGUACCUUCAGGCGUUUGGAAAUUGCUCCCAAGGAUGAACCAGACUUGUGGAGGUCUACAAAUUUUGGCUGAUUUCUUUUGAUUUUCCCAUGAUGUCAAGCAAAGAGGCACUGAGUUUGAAGGUAGGCCUUGAAAUACAUCCACAGGUACACCUCCAAUUGACUCAAAUUAUGUCAAUUAGCCUAUCAGAAGCUUCUAAAGCCAUGACAUCAUUUUCUGGAAUUUUCCAAGCUGUUUAAAGGCACAAUCAACUUAGUGUAUGUAAACUUCUGACCCACUGGAAUUGUGAUACAGUGAAUUAUAAGUGAAAUAAUCUGUCUGUAAACAAUUGUUGGAAAAAUUACUUGUCAUGCACAAAGUAGAUGUCCUAACCGACUUGCCAAAACUAUAGUUUGUUAACAAGACAUUUGUGUAGUGGUUGAAAAACGAGUUUUAAUGAUCAUAACCUAAGGGUAUGUAAACUUCCGACUUCAACUGUAUGUAUACAUAGGGUCUCAUUGCCAAAAUCCCAAAGUAUCCCUUUAAGCCCAGGAAGCAGCCAUUCACCAGCUUUUCAAGCUUAAUCAUGGCAGAAUACGUUCGGUACUUACCAAAGAAUGGAGUUUUGCUAAGCAACUAUCGUCAUUACUGCCAUCCCGGCCGCAUGUACUUCCAGAAAAGGUCAAAAUAAAGUUACAUGCAACCAAAUAAAUGCCUUUUCUGGAUCUAAGUAAUGUUUUUGAGCAAGUGCGCAUGCGCCAAAUCCACCUCAUCUGCACAUCCUGCGAUAUAAAUAAUGGAAUUAAAAUACACACUAAAUAAAGCCCAUCUAGAAAUAUACCAUCACUGUAAAAACAUGUCCUAUAUUGGCUACUUCAUGUACUUACAUGAAAUAUUAUAGCAUUCCGUGUAGCGAGGGUGAAACAACAGAUUAAUAUGACGUUCAUACACUGUACGUGAUUAAACAAAUAAAUGACCUUUCCUGCUGCUGAAUCAGUCGACCUGUGGCAGCAGAGAGGGAGAGGUGAAGGCUAAAGCCCCAUGCGUUUCUAUGGGCUUAUUUUUGGACCUACGUUUGUCUUCAACCGUUUGGGACAACGACUCCCAUUGUUAGGGCGGAGACAUUUAUAUACAGAUCUCUGGUGGCAGUAAUGAGGUGCAGAUAAAGUGGAUUUGGCGCAUGCUCACUUGCUCAAAAACAAUACUUAGAUUAUUUCCAGAAAAUGCAUUUUUUUCGGCUGCGUAUAACUUUUUAUUUAGUCCUUUUUUGGAUAAAAACAUACGGCCCGGGACACCAGUAAUUACAAUAGUUGCUCAUCGACACUCCAUUCUUUGGUGAGUACCAAACCUAAUUUGACAUUAUUAACCUUGCAAAAACUGGUGAAUGGCAAGUUUGAAUGGCUGCUUCCUGAGAACGUCUCCUGGUUUGGGUUAGGAUUUAAGGUAGGGAUGUCCCAGCUAGCUAGCUAGCUAUCCUAUCACCCACAGCAACAGCAGGGCUGAGCACACAGGCCCUUCACAAUGGCUGUUGGAUAAAUUGUGGAAGUGUUACCUCCUCCAGAAGGAAUGUCAUUCAUCCCACUCCACUAGGAGUGGACAGGACAGUGUGCUUUUAUUGGGACAGGAAAAGGCCUCGGGUCUGAACUCUGCAGUGAAGACUGCUGCUGCUGCUGUCGUAAAACCACAGAGGCAAGGUCUGAAUGGGGCGGCAGGUAGCUUAGUGGUUAAGAGCGUUGGGCCAGUAACCGAAAGGUCGCUGGUUCUAAUCCCCGAGCUGACUAGGUGAAAAAUCUGUCUAUGUGCCCUUGAGCAAGGCACUUAACCCUAAUUGCUCCUGUAAGUCGCUCUGGAUAAGAGCGUCUGUUAAAUGCCUAAAAUUUUAAUGUAAAUAGUUUCCAAUGAUUAAAAAUAAUUAGAGGAUAAAAAGUUGUUUUGAACCAAAGUCCUAUUGCCACAUUCUAAUGAUAAAUGAAUGCUAAAGAUGAUAGGCUAUUUGAUAAAGCCAUGAAACCGUGGCGGUCAGUGCCGUUUAAGAUGAGAGGAUUAUUUAUUUUAAUUUUUUUAAGAUCAUGGCCUUAUUUCUAUCACAGCAUAUUGGAUGACUGUCAUUCAUAUUCCAUUCACUCAGCUCAUUGUAACAUCGAUAGGUUUAGGCUGCUACAUGAUACUCAAAUGUUCCCUAUACCCAUCAUGAGGUUGCUACAACCUAGCCUACAAAUGAAAGUUUAUAACGUAGGUGCACAGGUCGAGAGACAAAUUGGAGUGAUCAAGGUGACAGUGACGCAUUCAAUACUGCCCUGCACACUCUUGCCUGCAUCUAGCUGGUCUUGGGUUUUAUCAUUAGUCCAAACAGUUGCAAAACUUUACGUUUUUGCAACUAAAACAACAGUUUCUAUUGGACAAAUUCAGGUAGGUCCUGCUCCGUUUCAUUAUGUUUGCUUCUGUUGUAAGAAACUUUAUGCAAAAGAAUUGGCAGAAUGAAUACACCCCUGAUCACCCGCAACACACAGUUCACUUUUAUAGCAGCCACACAGCAUCAUCACUUCGCUCGUUCUAUAAUUCCUUCUCGGAUAUAUGCACUCUAAUCCUCUCACCUUAUCCCUUCGCUUGUGGACUUCAGUGCACCGCACAACAGCUGUCUGAGACCAGGCGCAAUGACCUCACCAAGCCAAACCUUCAUACCAUAACAGCUACACAUCCUACAUCGUUGUCACCAUAUUAACGUUAUAAUCAACAAACUAGAACUAACACGUUAGUAAACCCACAAUCCAAUCCAUGUGUACGAUCACGCAGUACAGUGUACAGCAAGCAGUUUAGCAGUAACACCGGCAGGCCCCGGUGGCAAUAAAUUAAUACCAACCGAAUGCUUACCUUGACUUGGAAGAGUUGCAGUGUUGCAUAGCCUUAGCCAGCUAGCUAACAUAAAUAGCAUUCCUCUCUGUUUGAGUCAGGUUGUUGAGUAGGCUAAAUUAGCUGCAUUAGCUAGCUAAGUAAGUGAAAGUUAAACUAAGAAAAGAAAGAAAGUUGUCAUAAUUACUGUGCAAGUCUAUGGAAGGGGGUGAGAACCAUGAGCCUCCUAGGUUUUGUAUUAAAGUCAAUGUACCCAGAGGAGGACGGAAGCUAGCUGUCCUCCAGCUACACCAUGGUGCUACCACAGAGAGUGCUGUAGAGGUAACUGUAGACCUUUUAAUUGCAAAACAUUGGGUUUUAAUCAGUUAUUUGGUGACGUGAAUAUAUUUAGUCUAGUUUUAUCUAAAAAGGAUAAACUUUUUUAAAUGUUUGACUAUUUACAUUUUUCUGAAAUUCACUGAGUAGGAUGAUCCUCCCCUUCCUCCUCUGAGGAGCCUCCACUGCUGUAAAGGUUAUCCGUAUGUCUGCAUACCUGCACACUUUCCUCUGCACUCUUAACUUAGACACCCUUAGUGCAGUGUUUUGAUUAAGUAAAAGGAUCGCUGCGUGACGCCAGAACUGUACUUCUUACCCUGACCCCCAAGGCUUGGUCUCAUGUCUGACGUCUCACCGUAGUCAGUGUAUUAUCUUUUGUGAAAUGGCGUGAUUCAUUCUUCCUCACCACCCCACUAUAUCACAGUAGCUAGGUGAUGUGUGGUGAGCUUGCUGGCAUACGAUACAAGCGCUCCUGUGGCAUCACUCAGGCGGGUCAGAGUGCUGCAGUACCUACUCCUGUGCAGUGAGUCCACUCUUCUUACUAUGUAAAAGGACAUAGAACAUGUUUCAAUCACAAUAUCCACUCCAUUAUCAAUCCAUGUGGUCAUCAACUCCAUGUCCUCCUGCCUCUCUGCCUCCUGUUCCUACUUUUUCUCUAUAUUUAGUUUUUGGUAUAUUGACGUUUAUCCAGACAGGGAGGAAAUUGGAGGUAGGAGAAACAGUGGGAAGGGUGGACGCUGGGAUUGAAACCUUCUGCACUUCCUGGUCGGACUCUGUGAUAUGA